CCUCCCUCCCUGCCUGCCUGCCUGCCAUCAGUGCCUGGCGGCGGAGGCCGGCGCUGGUUGCCUCGUUCGCUCCGCCGCUUCGUCACCAGGCGCCGCUGUGUGACAGACGCCCCAGGGAGCCGAGCGAGUUCGGUGGCCGGAGGAGCGGAGGCGAGGCCCUCUCGGGGGGCAGCGCCGGCGGCUGAGGGGGGAAAGGGGGCGUCGGAGAGGGCGAAGGGAGCGAGGAAGGGGCGAGGCGGCCGGCCGGCCGGAGCCAUGGCCGGGGCCGGCGGCGCUGCGGCCGAGCCACCGCCGCCACCUCCGCCUCCCCUCCUUCUUUCUCCUCCUCCGCCGCCGCCUCAGAAGGAGCUGGUUUACAACAAGCUGCUGCCCUAUGGCGACAAGCUGGAGGCCGAGGCCGGCCGCCUCCUCUCCCGCAUCAAGCUCAACCUCAGCUGGGCCGUGCAGCUCCAGGAGCUCUGGCCCGGAGGCCUCUUCUGGAGCAGGAAGCUCUCCACGUGAGUGGGGCGAAGGGUUGCUUGUUGGGGGGAGGGGGGGAGGAUUAUUGGGGGGUCUAUUUCUCCCCCCCCAUCAUAUUAAGUUUCAACAUUUUCAACAAACACACAUUCGCCUCUUCAUUUUCUCGACUUCCCCUUCCUUCCUCACCCCGGAGUUAUUGUUUCUUCCCUUCUGCUGAGCCCCGUCUUCUAUCUAUCAAAUCAGAACCGCAAUAUUUAUUAUUGGGGUUCCUUUUUUUGGGGGGGGGAGGACCGUCUAGGUCAGGACGCUCUGAAAGGUGGGGAGGGGGGUGUUGCAGUGCAAUAUCCAGCCCUUUCCUCCAACUCUUUCGCUGGGGGCUUUGCCGGUGUUUGGUGUAAGAAACACCCCCCCCUUCGGGGUUUGGGGAAACAAAUGCCACCCAUUCACACACACCCAUAGGCAGGCUUUCUGUUGUGGGGUGGGGGGAGAGAACCCUAGUUAGAUAAGUAUUUUAAUGUAUUUAUUGACUUGGUUGUCCCCCCCUCCCUUGGCUACACCCAUGCACCCCCUUUUUUUAUUUACAAAAAGGCAAGCCUCUGUUCUUGUGGGUGGGGUUCCCUCUUCUCUCUUUUUCUUCUCUCUUCCUGAGGCUGGGGGGGGGGUGUCAGCCUAGGGGUGGCACUUUGUCCUCACCCUACAUCAGGCAACCUGGAGUGGGGAGGGAAAAGGGGAGAGCACCCACCACCAUUCGUAAUCUGGAGUUUUAGGAAACGCCAUAAAUAUGCCUUAAUGAACCACAAGAACAGUUGCUAUAAUUAAUAGCUGGAAGGAACCAGGCAGGCGGUUUUGAGCUGGGUUUCUAGGGAGUUAAGCCCCCCCCCCCCCCGCAAUUGCAAUGGGAUUUAAGCUUCCCGUGGAAAAGAAAUAUGUUCUGGAUUGUAGACAAAAGAGUCCUGUGGUGCUUGGAAACCUAACAGCCGCCCGGUGUUUCCCUGGUGUUCGUGUUUCGCUUUGUUGGGAGGGCAUGGCAGCAGUGUGUCAGUUGUACUCAGGGUAAUAUGGAUGUCUCUCUCCCCUCCACCCCAAAUGAGGGUAGUAGGGUUUGGUGGGGUAUGCAUUCUUCCGAGAUGUAGUUCCUCUGUUUUGUCCCCGUUGUGCUCUGUUAAGUGACAGGACCACAAAUAUUGUGAGAGGGUGUAAGGUUUUUAACCUGCCUUGUGUCUGAAGUGUCAGGGCAGGUAAGAACACAUAAAGCAAUUAAGUCAUCAAAACACAUGCAGAAAAAACAGCCUACGUGUCCUUAACAAACUUUUUGGGUGCCUCAGGGUAACUGUGAGCGGUGCAGCCUGAAGAAUCUGCCAGUGAUCGGAAAAAUGAUGUUUGAUUCUCCCUUCUCCUUUCCACUUUGUUGGGCAUCCUUUGAUUGCUUAGACAAUUUGUGGCUUUAAGGCACACCUUAUCCGGUCCUGUCCUCCCCCCCCCCACCCUAAUACAGAAGGUAGAUAUUUUUAAAAUGGGAGAUGAAUAAACACUGCAUUAACUCCUUACCUAUGCCAGUUUCUGGUAGCAACUAAGGCCCCGGGUAUUUCAAAAAGCCGUUUCUUUCAAAUCUGGCCCCUGAGGCAAAUGGGCAACUGGCGUCUGUUUGGGGUGUGUUUGGUGGCUCCCAGGUUCUACAGUUCCCUGGAUGAAGGAGUAGCCUGUGCUACUCCUUUUACAUUCAGCAACUUAGUUCUAUGCCACGUGUCUACCAUUGUCUGCUGCUGUCUGCAUGACUCCAGCUUCCCCAAGGCUUUGUCUGGCACUAUUUUUGUAAGUGUUAUGAUCAGCAGGGGGCUUGGUUGGGCUUUGAGUGUUUGUAAGAUUGCAGCUUUGCUUUUGAAGGACAUCUUCUGACUGGGGCAUGUGCCUCUGGGGACCUUUUUUUAGGAAUGAGCAGCCACCCCUUCUGUUUGUGCAACCUCCUGUGUGGGCUUGUGUUUGGGAAGUGUCAUCUUUCAAGGCUGCUUGAGUCUUGGACUUUGGGAAGAGGAGGGUUUUGUUAGCUUUAGUGAUGGUAGUCGUUCCCUGAGCUUUCUACUUAGGCAGCUAAUAAAUCAUACGCAGGUCAUUACUCCUAAAAAUAGUUUAUCACUUUUUGUUGCCAAAACUAGCGCAUAGGUUUUGUUCAGUGACUUCAUAAGCUACUUGCAACUGUCCUUGCCUUUUUAAACUAGAUUACAAAAUAGCAUUUGCAUUUAGUUCCAAAACAAGCACUGCAUUUCACUUUCACGGUUCAAAGCCUAGCUAGUAACUUGCAGAGUUUAAUCUCUUACUCAUCUCACAUAACGUUUGUUCAUACUGCUGUGUCAGCAAAGGAAAAAGAAAAGUGUGUUUUGAGCUGGACAAGGGCAAAAGCACCAACUUCUAGUUCAAGGACUUCUUUGUCUUCUGGGGCACUGAUAAAAUGUUUUUGCCUUGUCAUUGUGCUGUCCCUACAGAGAAAUAUUAAAAGCGAAGCUGUGUUAGUCUGUAGCAGUUUCUUUCCUUGCUGCUAUAGCAUCUUGGAGGGGUGACUAGUUUAUUGUGACAUGAAUUCUUUGGAAUACAUAUCUUGGUUUCUCUAGUAGAUGAAUGUAACAGACUUGACUACAAAAACUGAUGCUGCAGCAAACCAGAUAAUUGUCAAGGUGGAAAUAUAUCUAUUAAGCACCCAAACCACAGCUUGGAAUACAAUCAAUAAAUUAAGACUAAAAUGAUGGACAUACCCAAAGGCCUACAAUCUAACAAAGGUACCACAACACUUUCUGCCACUUCAGUUCUAGACCUAAUCUCUUUCUAAUAGUGACUUAAAAUAAAAUGGACUGCGAGGAUACAUUUCAUUAACAUUUCACACUACUAAAGAGAGAAAACCAAGGCAAAGGUUUAAUUGGGCGAAGGGUAUACUAGAUUGCCUGUUUUGAAUCUGUUUGUGCUAUUACGUAUUUUUCAAAAAUAAUGUAAAGAGCAGGUGUUGACAGCAAGCAGAAUUUCGGUAUUGUGCCUAUAGCAUGCUCAACAAACCUGCUACACCUAGUACUGGGUGUGGAGAGUGCAGCUGAAUGGGACACAAUUGUGGGCAGCCUGAGGAUGUACCAUCCACCUUGGGCCUGCCCAUAAAAAGCAAGUCUUGUGUAAGUGACUAGGGUGAUGCCUGCUGUUUCCAGGAACUCUUCUCAUUGUGAGACUGUUAUGGGUGCCGUAAUUUGAGAGUUUGUUUGAGCCCUGGGUGAGAAGCCGGAGGCUGAGAGGGAGGGUGUGUUGGAAGUAAAAUGAAUUGAUAUUGAUUUAUAUAUGUUAGAAAAUUUGUAUUAAUGGAACAUUUUAAUAUGCAACUCAAUUUUUGUAAUACUUUGUUUAUAUCGUUGUUUCUUCAGUUUUUUGUGCACCGCUUAGAGAUGUUUUAAGUAUAUUAAGUGGUAUAGAAAUUAAUCAAUAAUCAAUCAUACAAUAAAAAAGUUAGUGCCUUUCAUUGAGCCUUAAAAUCACUUGCUUAUGUUUAGACAUGUUGAGGUCAGCUGUUCAAUGGAAAUGGUUUCCAAUUUGUGGUAUUUUUGUAUGUUUCAACCAUGUUUAUGUUUUAUGCUUGUUUUUAGAAGGUUAAAAACAGCUUACAGAGGUCUUUUAGUGUUCUCCCAUAAGGGCUAUGUCUCAGUCCACACUAACAUAACAGUGCUACGGCAUUGUUUGCUCUUAGGCUAUUCAUUGCCAAAAGGUGUUCUAAUUGUUUUAAUAUAUUUUUUAAUAGAACUAUCUUGCUGGGACACCUCAGGUGGUAGAGCAUGAGAGUUAAUUUCAGAGUCGUGGGUUCAAGCUCUAUGUUGGGCAAAAGAUUCUUGCAUUGGAGGGACUAGAUGACCCUUGUGGUCCCUUCCAGCUCUACAGAUCUUUGAUUUUAUAAUUAAGCUGAGGCAUCCUGGUGUGUGAAGGGAAGAGCAGCCAACUGUGUGCAAGGGAAUGAAGCUUGUUCAUAUGCCAUCUUAUUAAGAUGAGAUGUGAUUGUUCAAAUACAGCAAUUAAGAAUCAACCCUGCUACUGCAUGCGUAGUGUCCUCCUGAGUUUUAGUUAGAAAAUUUACACCCCAUUUUUCUCAUAUAGACUUAGGGUGACCUAUAAUAAAUACUGUAUUGUAAAUGAGGACUUUGUGAUAUAAAUUCAUACUUCAAAAUUCUUAUUUUGGUACUCCAUUUAGUAUUUAUUCUUUAUUCGCUUUUGCUGGCAGCUUAAUUUGCUUUGGUCCAAGUGCCACCAGAGACUGAUGAGUCUAGUCUUCCCAGUUUCAUGUGCAGGUCACGUGAUUUGUUAGGGACCAGGAAUACCAUUAGACAUUUCAUCACUGUUACAGAUGAUGCAGCAAAACUGCAUCAGAGGAAUGAAAGAUACUGUGCUUCCAAUGUUCCCCAUAUACCUGGAGAUAGCAGUCCAUAGGGCAUUGCUGUUGUUGUUGAUGUUAGAGACAGGAUAGUUGUCGAAGCCUCUGAAGGGCAUGGCUGUGGCUCCUUGCUUCCCCAGGCUCAGCUGGAUUUGGCUCUUAGCUCGGUUCAGCUUGGCUGGCGAAGAGAAUCAGUGCGGGAACAGCAGUCCUCCAAGCCCUCGCACUUGACAUAUUGGUGUUCCAAAUCUGUUUUAGUCACACCAGAGUGUAAUGGAACUUGGGAAACUGGCAAUGUACAUUAGUAAAAAGAAACUUUUGGGGGCCGGGGGCGGGUUGUUUGGCAGAAUAUCAAUCUGCCUUUUGCAUCAUUGGAAGUGACUUUGUUUACUAGGAAAGAUUUUUAGAUAGGAUUACUUCGGUAGAUAUAAUAUGACUCACAUGAUUGCCUUACAAGACAUCUUGAACUUGAGUAGACAUAGUGUGACACUGUUUUUCCUUUAACCAUCUGCUGCUACCUCAGUGUUGUUUACAGUGAGGCCUGUUUUCAUUCUGGUAGGAGUUAUGUGGUAAUGCUGUCAAAACAUGUUGCCUACAAAAUAAUCAGGGUUCUGAAAAGCCAUGUGAUUUUGGAAAAGCCAUGUGAUUUUCCAGUCAGGAUUCAAGCCUCAUCAUGGGACUGAAACUGCCUUGGUCGCACUGGUUGAUGAUCUCCGGCGGGCUAGGGACAAAGGUGAGAGCUGUUUCCUAGUUCUGCUGGAUCUCUCAGCGGCGUUUGAUACCAUCGACCAUAACAUCCUUCUGGACCGUCUUGAGGGGCUGGGAGCUGGGGGCACUGUUAUACAGUGGUUCCGCUCCUUCCUCCUGGGCCGUGUUCAGAAAGUGGUGGUGGGGGAUGAGUGUUCAGACCCCUGGGCCCUCACUUGUGGGGUGCCUCAGGGUUCUGUCCUCUCCCCCAUGCUUUUCAACAUCUACAUGAAGCUGCUGGGAGAGAUCAUCAGGGGAUUUGGACUGGGUGUUCAUCAGUAUGCGGAUGAUACCCAGCUCUACCUCUCUUUCAAAUCAGAACCAGUGAAGGCAGUGAAGGUCCUGUGUGAGUGCCUGGAGGCGGUUGGAGGUUGGAUGGCGGCUAACAGAUUGAGGUUGAAUCCUGACAAGACAGAAGUACUGUUUUUGGGGGACAGGAGGCGGGCAGGUGUGGAGGAUUCCCUGGUCCUGAAUGGGGUAACUGUGCCCCUGAAGGACCAGGUGCGCAGCCUGGGAGUCAUUUUGGACUCACAGCUGUCCAUGGAGGCACAGGUCAAAUCUGUGUCCAGGGCAGCUGUGUACCAGCUCCAUCUGGUACGCAGGCUGAGACCCUAUCUGCCUGCGGACUGCCUCACCAGAGUGGUGCAUGCUCUGGUUAUCUCCCGCUGGAUUACUGCAAUGCGCUCUACGUGGGGCUACCUUUGAAGGUGACCCGGAAACUACAACUAAUCCAGAACGCGGCAGCUAGACUGGUGACUGGGAGCGGCCGCAGAGACCACAUAACACCGGUCUUGAAAGACCUACAUUGGCUCCCAGUCCGUGUCCGAGCACAAUUCAAAGUGUUGGUGCUGACCUUUAAAGCCCUAAACGGCCUUGGUCCAGUAUAUCUGAAGGAGCGUCUCCACCCCCAUCGUUCUACCCGGACACUGAGGUCCAGCACCGAGGGCCUUCUGGCGGUUCCCUCACUGCAAGAAGCCAAGUUACAGGGAACCAGGCAGAGGGCCUUCUCGGUAGUGGCGCCUUCCCUGUGGAACACCCUCCCACCAGAUGUCAAAGAGAACAACAACUGCCAGGCUUUUAGAAGACAUCUGAAGGCAGCCCUGUUUCGGGAAGCUUUUAAUCUUUGAUGUAUUAUAGUAUUUUAAUAUUCUUUUGGAAGCCGCCCAGAGUGGCUGGGAAGCCCAGCCAGAGGGGCGGGGUAUAAAUAAUAAAUUAUUAUUAUUAUUAUUAUUAUUAUUAUUAUUUAUUAUUAACCUACUAGUUUUAACCUUUUGCAGUGUAUUAUGAUAGUAUAUGACUUGUCAUUCUGUUUUUAUGGAUGAUGUUAGUAUAAAGUAAUGGAAUGAUCAAGCAGUAUGGCUUGGUAUGUUAUGUUUGGGAAAUUAGACUUGUACCCAUCUCUGUAUCCUGCAUCCAGUAGUGCAGGCUUCAUCAAACUCGGCCUUCCAGAUGUUUUGAGACUACAAUUCCCAUCAUUCCUGACCACUGGUCCUGCUAGUUAGGGAUCAUGGGAGUUGUAGGCCAAAAAAACAUAUGGAGGUCCGAGUUUGAGGAAGCCUGCAGUAGUGGCUGGAUCCAGAUGUUUUAAGAGCUCUGUUUUUCACAGUCCAUUGCAAGAUGCUUGUAAUUUAAUGUUUACAAACUCUGUCACGAUGAUCGGAGUCCUGGCAGGUAUACUACCUAACAGUUGUCUAGUUUAAAUAAUUUACAAUGUUUCUGUUUAUUUAUUUCAUAAAAUGUAUACAACACUUGAUUGUAAAAAAACCUCAAAGUGGUUUACCAAAAGAUAAAACAAGAAAAUCAACAAAAAUUAGCAACCCUGCUUAUAAAUAGCUAGUAAUAUACAGUAUAGCUAGCAUUACAUGUCAAUGCAUUGCUUCAGUGGUAUACCAUACUAUUUGACUGACUCUGUGCCAUACACAGAUGCAAUCUGAGUUGGCAAUUCUACAGGAAGAACAUGGGAGAGCAAGCUUUUUUCUGUCCAUGGCCAGAUUUCCUUGUGGGCAAUCUGUCAGAAGUUGCUUGCAUCAGUGGGUGGGGCCAAAGGCAGCAGCGGAUGGGGUCACCCUUCUCUCUCCCUCUUCUUUCCAAUCCAGGAAGCUGACAGAGGAAGUAGCAGAUCACUCUUGAAAAAAAGUGUGAAGUAAUUGCUUGUAGAUGGCUUUUGAAAUUAAUUAGCCACUGCAUGACAGCCAACUCAGAACUCCUGGUCCAGAGGGUGAAUAAGUUAAGAACAAUAAUUUGAGAGGGCGUGCUUCAAAAUUAAAAGGGCAAAUCAUGGCUAGGAAAUUGAAAGUGACAUGAAUGUUGAACUUGCAUUUGGAAACUCUUCAAACUUGCUCCUCCAGUUCACCAUUUGGUGUGUCAUGAUAAAGAGCAGGAAAUAACUCUGCCUUGAGGGAACAGCAAUUUGAUGGCAUACCUGAACACUGACACUUCUGUUCCACACCCUAGUGCAAGGGCACAUGGCUUAUUCAGCACUGAAGUGCUCAGGGGAAAUAGUAGCUAGAGGGCUGCUGCUAAUCUGCACCUUCUGUUUAAUAGAGGAUACUGAGCAACAGUACUCUGAGCCAAAAUGUUGUUAUGAAAGUAUUGCCUGUACAGUGGUGCCCCGCAAGACGAAUGCCUCGCAAGACGGAAAACCCGCUAGACGAAAGGGUUUUCCGUUUUGGAGGUGCUUCGCAAAACGAAUUUCCUAUGUGCUUGCUUCGCAAGAUGAAAAUGUCUUGCGAGUUCCUGCGGGGGUUUUUUCCUUUCCCCCCCCUUUUUCCCAAGCCGCUAAGCCGCUUAUCAGCUGAUCGUUAAGCCGCUUAACAGCUGAUCGCUAAGCCGCUUAACAGCUGAUCGCUAAGCCGCUUAUCAGCUGAUCCGCUAAGCCGCUAAUACUGUAGCGCUAAUCCGCUAAACCGCUAAUGGGCUUGCUUCGCAAGACGAAAAAACCCGCAAGACGAAGAGACUCGCGGAAUGGAUUCUUUUCGUCUUGCGAGGCACCACUGUAAUAUAAAACAAAAUUGAGUGAGCACUUGUUGGAGAUAAUGGGCGGUAUCCAAGUAACACAUCCCACCAGUGCAAGGAUUUACACAUGUGCAAUAGAACUUCUACACCUGCUUCCAGGUGUGUGCCCCGCACCCUCUCCAAAUCUGCUUUAGGGUUUAGGAAACUUAGAAAAAAUGAGGGGGGGGGGAGUUCCAUUUCACAAGUGGAAAUUCUUGUACUCAAGAUGUGUCAGUAGGAUCCCACCCAAGAAAGGUUGGGAAAAAGGCAUAUGAAACAGCAAAUGACACCCUGCUCCUUUAACAGUUUUAGAAAUUGGGCUUCUAACCCUUCACAUUUGGGAGUCGUAGAUGAUUGCAUAGGAUAUUAUUAUUAUUAUUAUUAGUAGUAGUAGUAGUAGUAGUAGUAUUAAUGCCCCGCCCAUCUGGCUGGGUUUCCCCAGCCACUCUGGGCAGCUUCCAACUGAAUAUUAAAAACAAUACAGCAUCAGACAUUAAAAACUUCCCUAAACAGGGCCGCUUUCAGUUGUCUUUUAAAAGUAAAAUAGUUGUUUAUUGCCUUGACAUAUGCUGGGAGGGCGUUCCACAGGGCAGGUGCCACUACCGAGAAGGCCCUCUGCCUGGUUCCCUGUAACCUCACUUCUCACAGCGAGGGACCUGCCAGAAGGCCCUCGGAGCUGGACCUCAGUGUCUGGGUUGAAUGAUGGGGGGUGGAGACGCUCCUUCAGGUAUACAGGACCAAGGCCGAGAAUUAUAAACAUAUGUAAGCCUAUGAACAUAUGCUGCUCCAAUAGCACUUACAUUUCAACCUUUUCCUUCUAUUAUGUGUUGAAUUCCCAACACCCUUUCAUGAGUACAGAAUAUGAAUGUUGGACAAAGAGGAUUCUCAGUUGAAACCUUAUGAAAAUAUAUUCAGCACUGGUGAUGCUGCUACCAAGCUAUGUGUAUCUCUCCAAUCUCCCCAAAUUUAAAAUAGCUGAUGUUUAAAAUUAUGGCUGAAAAAUGCUGGCUGUCCAGGAAAACAGCAGAGUCAGCCACUGUUGUCUCACAAAUCACGAUUGUAAUUUGCAAACCUAAGAGGUUUAGAGCACUGGCAGCUUCACAGAUUUGCUGAAAAUAAAAAGAUAGGUUAGAGAAUGAAAAGCCAUCAAUGAUGGCUUUAAAAUAACGGUUCUCAUACCUAAGAUAAAUUACCAUAUUUACAAUAUCCUUAAAUAAGUUUCUUAAUUAUGAUAUCAUAUUGGGAGUAUUAUUUUCUGAGCUCUGGGAAUUUCCCUGGUACUGUGUGAAGAAAGUUAAAAAUAAAGCAAAGUUACAAUUUACAUUAAAAAGCUUGAAUAGUUACAAUUGAAUGGAUUAAGCAAUCAAAGCAAGUAGCUAAAUAUUUUAACAUAAAAAGUACAAAUGGAACCACCCACCUGUUACUAUGAUGUCAUAGUGAUGGCAGGUGAUUGACAGCUCUCAAAAUUGGUCGCCAUAACUACUGAUCAUUGAGCAACCUCCUUUGAAGAUGCCCUUUCAGCACCAACCAGUGGAUUGGUGCUAGGAGUGUGCUGUCAAAGAUGCUCCCUUUAAAUCAAUGGUCCAUCAGUUAGGGGAGUCCCUUUGCAGUUGUUGCAGAGGGGAAAAUGUUCCUGAAACUGAAGUAUUCUUCCUUCUGAAGAGAAGGCGGCUAUGAAUGGCUUCCUUUAGAAUUGCUUAUUAUUGUGUGCUUUGGAAGUGCCCUGCAAUGGCGUUUGCAAGCCCUGUGGUCAUGAACUUAUUGCAGGGUUUGCAAAGUGCCUCGUGCAGAAUCUCUGCAAAGCCCCUUUUGUCCAAGCUACCCAUCAUCUGAUAUUUUACAUGAUAGCAGGUGUAGGGCAGGUGGAUAUGGCUUUAUCCAUAUCCAGUGUGGUGUAGUGGUUAGGAGCGGUAGACUCGUAAUCUGGUGAACUGGGUUCGUGUCUCCGCUCCUCCGCAUGCAGCUGCUGGGCGACCUUGGGCUAGUCACACUUCUCUGAAGUCUCUCAGCCCCACUCACCUCACAGAGUGUUUGUUGUGGGGGAGGAAGGGAAAAGGAGAUUGUUAGCCGCUUUGAGACUCCUUCGGGUAGUGAUAAAGCAGGAUAUCAAAUCCAAACUUCUUCUUCUUCUUCUUUAUUAUCAUUAUCAUUUAUUUAUUUAAUUUGUAUAUCACCCGUCAGGGCAGUUCACAAUAUGGAAUUACAAAAUGAGAGCACAAAAUAAAUAAUAACACAAAAACAAACCAAUAACCCCCAUCUACCAUAAACGCAAGGAAAGGAUCCAGGAGCACCCACAAGCUACAUGCCUACUCCUUCAGAGGGAGUGUAACCCCAUCAAGAGUAGGCAGCCUCCAAUCCAUCCAGUCCAGGGAACCAGUGGCGUAGCGUGGGGGGUGCAGGGGGGGCCGGCCGCACCAUCGGGGGGGCGCGCGCUCGCACUCGCAGCUCUCUGCCCCCUGCUAAAAUCCACGGGUUAGGGGGCGCAAAUUACUUGCCUUGCCCCGGGUGCUGACAACCCACGCUACACCACUGCAGGGAACUGCCCACUUUCAGUGCUUAUCUGGAUUGAGCUUCAGUUUGCUGGCUCUCAUCCAGUCCAUUACCGAGGAAAGACAACAGUCCAGCAUAUCUCCUGCUACACCUGCAGGUGUAAAGGAGAAGUAGAGCUGUGUGCCAUCAGCAUAUUGCUUACAGCAUAUGCCAAAACUCUGAAUGAGCAUACUCAGUGGUUUCCUGUGGAGGUUAAACAGUAUAGGGGAUAAAAUCAAACCCUGAGGAACCCCACAUUGAAGGCUCCACAGGGCCAAAGUGCACUCUCCAUGCAUUACCCUCUGGAAAUGACCACCCAGCCACCGCUAGGCAGUGCCACCCCCCCCAAACUCAGACUGUUGCUCCAGCAGGAUGCCAUAGUUGACGGUACCAGAAGUUGCUGAGCCUUUUCAGUGGUGGCACACAGCAUUUGGAAUGCCUAUCUCAGGGAGGCUCAUUUAUCCAGUGUCUCUGCACCUUUCUACUUGCCCAAGCCUUUCAGUAUGUUUUGAAAACAUUGGCUUUUGUUGUGUUUUUCUGCUGUGCUAUGUGUACAUGUUGUCUUGAUAUUUAUAUUUUUAUCUUCCAAGAGAGCUUGCUUGUUGAAGGGUGCCAUAUUUAAAUAAAUAAAUAAAUAAAUAAAUAAAUAAAUACAUAAAUAAAUAAAUGUUUUCCACAUUAUGUAUUUUUUCUUCUUCUUAAAGGUAUCUCCGGCUCUAUGGGAGAAAGUUUAGCAAAGAAGACCAUGUCCUUUUUAUCAAGCUCUUGUAUGAGCUAGUAACUAUUCCAAAGUUGGAGAUCAGCAUGAUGCAAGGUUUUGCACGUCUUUUGAUAAACCUGCUGAAGUAAGUUACCAUUUCAUUGCUCCUGUGUAACGGAAGUAUCUUAUGUCCUGUGGAAGAGUAAUUUGGAAAAAAAAUAGCCGACUUUGAGGCUGGAUACAAGCCUUUUUAGUUAAACGGGCCCAAAAUUUGGAUUGGCUUUUGUUGGGGGCUUGUGUCUUUCAUCAUGCUGGAUUUUGAAGGUACUCAGAAGUGUCAAAAAUCCAUCAUGACAGUAGGAGUAGGUGUUCCCUGCCCUUUCCCCAUGUCUGGCAGAAGGAGGGCGGCUGAUUCCUGAAGUCGCUCAGUCUUGCUGCUUCAAAGUGCAUUUGAGGCCCAACACAAGGUCCAAACUCCUCCAAACCAAAUUGUCUUGGUUAAUGUAACACUGAAUUAACAUUGGCAAUAAUCUCAGCUAAGGUUAAGAGUGGCCUGUACAUGUGCCUUCCCUUCUGACAUGUAAAUUCCCUUCCCUGCCACUUGUAAACUAUGGUUAAGCAUUCUAUCAGCACAAACAAACAAUAGUUUCCCUUCAAACAGAGUUUGUUAACUUCGUUUCAAAUUCCUAUUAAGAGAGAAACCUGGUUAGUGCUAUGUAAUGUGUAGUUGCAUCUACAUCUUAAACGAUUGCUUCAACUUUGUCUAGAGAAUGUCAUGAGAUAAUUUUCUUGCCAUGUUAAGGAUUACUAGGAAGCUGUGUGAAAGGGGUGAUGACUAAAGCAAAGUUGCAGCCAGACUUUCUGUUGUGCUAUUUUGGGGUAUGAAAGUUACAUCCAGUUGUAAUUAAUCAUUAAUCUUAAACUGCUUUUUUAAUUUAGGAAAAAAGAACUUCUUUCAAGGGAUGACUUAGAAUUGCCAUGGAGGCCACUGUACGAAAUGCUGGAACGGAUAUUGUACUCUAAGACUGAACAUCUUGGAUUAAAUUGGUUUCCGAAGUAAGAUUUUUGUUUUAGUUUUUAAAAAUGUGAGAUAGAACAGGUUUCCUUUUCUAUUUUAAACAUAUUUAUAAGAUACUAACGGGAUGAUGCUUUGUUGAUCCUCAAGGAUAACAGACAAAAAGUCAGAAUUUGAUUGUAGGAAUAACUUGUGUAGGGACAGCUUGCAGAAACUCAAUGUGUAAAGCCUAAAAACUUAAAAUAGCCCAACCAGCAAAUAUUAAUUUCAACUUGCUGGUUUUUCUCAGCUCUAAUUGUGCAGUUUAUCAAAUAUAUUUUCUUCAGUCAUCUGAACUAAAGAUAACAAGAUUUAGACUCUGCUUUUUGUUUUACUGUGGGUGCUCACAAUGUCUUCUAUUACUCAUGUGCCUUUUCUGGUUUACAAACAAGUGGCAUAAUUACAUUUCAUGAGAUGAAUAAUCUGAUUAGUCUAAGGUUUUAGAAAAUACUGUUUGAUAUCUGUAAGCUGUGAGUGAAAACUGGCCAUUUACAAACAGAAAAUGACACAGUGUCACCCACUUCUGAAAGGUGGCACUGCUUUACAGACAAGCCAUGGCUUAGUUGUGCUUUGCAUGUGUACUGGCCAAGUUUCAAUCCAUUGCAUCUCUAGUUAAAAGCAUCAAGGAUGACAAGAUUCUCAAAGACCUCGACCUCAGGCUCUGGAGAGUUGCUGCUAGGUGGUCGAUUGAUCUGACUUAACAUAGAAAGCAUCUUAUAUCUGUUCAUAUUAAGAAAAUUCUCAGUUUUAGAUUAUAAAGCUGGAACAAUAGCCAAGUGGUUAAGAGUAUGAUUGUUCACUCAAAGAAGCCCCCCAGUUUGAUAACUAGAAUCUCUAGCUAUCAUAAGGUCAGUGUUUUAAGUGACUUAACAUUCCUAACUUGCUUCUUGAGGUCUUUUAAACCAGGGGUGCCUAAAAUGUGACCCUCCAGAUUUUGAUGGACUAUAUAUCCCAUAAUCCUUGACUUUUGGCCAUGCUGGCUGUAGCUGAUGGGAGUUGGAAUUAAUGACACCUGGAAGGCCACAGGUCAUCCAACUCUAUUUUAAAUAGGGAUACCAGUGGUUGAAUCUUGAACUUCUUACUGUGAAGCAUGAACUAUAACUUUUGAGCUACGUCACCUCGCCCAAAUUUAAUCUCACACCUCAAUCUGGAAAGCUAGUUGAGGUACUCUUGUGAUCUUUGGUGUGCCCAGUUUGACUUCUAAUCUUUGAGGAACAGAUCCCCAUGUACGUACUGUUAAUUUCUUUCUAGUGUGCACGCGCAUAGGCACUACUAGAGGAAGGUGCUUUUUUAUCAAGCAUGAGUUUGACUCAUAGUUCUGUGAGCUGUGACCAAGCUAUAUUGCAUCUGAUGUAAAUGCACAGGGCAGGGCAUUUUCAAAAUGUUUUAGGUAAAAGAAGUGUGUAAAUUGGAAAAGAGACCUGAGGGGAAGAAGUAAGCCCCAUUGCAAAAAUUUAAGAUUGACUAGACUAGAAUUUAAAAUUGUGCAGUGCGACUUUUUCUCUCAUGGUGUUUUGGCAACAUUGUUUAAAAUAUCUUAUUUCAUUGUUGCCCCUUCUGGUAAAUUGAGAAGGAUAAAUAGAAAAUGAAAGAAAUAGGACUGGAAUCAUUUGGUUUGUGUGUGCCUGUUUUCUGAGUCAUUUUGUUUACAAUUCUACAAUUUCCUUUUUCAUUGUUUGUUUUUAAACCUUUCUUCUUUAUGUUCAGUUCAUGUCGACCAGGCUUGUCUUCACCUAAAACAUUUGUGCUUAAUGUUUUACAUAGGUGGUAAGGACAAUUUUUUUUUGUUUAUUUAGUUCUGGCCGAAGCAUUAUCUUCUUGCAUGGCCUGUUCAGUUGUAACACUUGUCACAUACAUGUAACUUUUUUAAAACUGGAAAAAAACCCCAAUGUUAACAUUACACCACAGUUUAUGGGAAUGUCGCACUGUAUUUAAGCCUACUUGUGAGAAAAUACAUUCUGUGUGAAGUGGCUGAAAAUACGGCUAUCUGCUAAUUUCUGUUGACUAGUAAAUUUAAAAGUUAUGGUGAAUGUAGUGCUUUAAUUAUUAGGCAUAAUUUGCACAAAGCUUAGAAAUGCAUGAAUUUAACUUUCCACAAAGCUUGGUGGAAUGCUAAAGGAGAGAGAAUGAUGAAGAGAGUUGGUUGAAUUUUUAAAAUAAUUUUUGGGUUAAGACUUGCAGUGCAUUUCUGUGCAUUGGUUUGAUGGGUUUUAUUUCCUGGUAAGUAUGUUUUAGGGACGUGGGUGGCGCUGUGGGUAAAACCUCAGUGCCUAGGACUUGCCGAUCGCAUGGUCGGCAGUUCAAAUCCCCGCGGCGGGGUGCGCUCCCGUCGUUCGGUCCCAGCGCCUGCCAACCUAGCAGUUCGAAAGCACCCCCAAGUGCAAGUAGAUAAAUAGGGACCGCUUACCAGCGGGAAAGUAAACGGCGUUCUGUGUGCUGCGCUGGCUCGCCAGAUGCAGCUUGUCAUGCUGGCCACGUGACCCGGAAGUGUCUACGGACAGUGCUGGCUCCCGGCCUAUAGAGUGAGAUGAGCGCACAACCCUAGAGUCUGACAAGACUGGCCCGUACGGGCAGGGGUACCUUUACCUUUUUAAGUAUGUUUAGGAUUCCAGCCUUAAAAUAAAAAUAUUUGACAUUGUUAGAGAAGGUUCUGUAGUUUGUAAAAUCUCUGUUCACGUUAACAACCAAAAAGUGUUCCAUCAACCUUUUUCCGGAGCCAUUCCUUUUUUUAUUUAUCUAAAGCAAGUCCCCCCCCCCCCCCUUACAGUACUGGGAAACCAGCAGCAUCUUUCCUAGAACUCAUUAACUAAACAUGAAAUAUUUACACAUUUGUUUGACAUACAUGGGAUUAGUAAUUUCCAAAGGUGCAGGUUCAGUUCUGGGAAAUAUAUCAAAGUAAGUUAUAUAUUUAAAGCAUCCUUGGUAGAAAAGUGUCACUGGAGCAGACUAGGGUUCCAUCUUGUCCAGUGUCCUGUUUUUCACAGUGGUCAGGCAGGUGCUUUGAGGAAGCCCACAAACAGGGCAAGUCAUAAUGGCAGGAGCCCUCCCACAGUUUUUGUCCCCCCACCAACUAGCAUUCUAAGGCAUACUCCCUCUGGACAUGGUGGUUCCCUUUUCUCCAUGAAUUUGUCCCAUGUAAAGCCAGUUUCCUCCAUGAAUUUGCCCCAUGUAAUAGACAGGUGGAAGACAGGAGCGCCUGGCGUGCUCUGGUCCAUGGGGUCACAUGCUCUGGUCCAUGGGGUCACGAAGAGUCGGACACAACUAAACAACAACAACAACAAUAGCCAGUUGGCUAUCAUCACAUCUUUUGGCAGUAAUAAGGUAUAUAAAAAACAAUUAAAAAUCUUUGGACAUUCCAUUUUGCUGAGUGACUCCAGUUUUUCCCUGGGAGCUUAGGGCAGAAUAUGUGUUCUCUUCCGUUUUAUCAUUGUAUCAACCUUGUGUGGUAAGUACUGGCCUGAGGUCACCCAGAACUUCAUUGCUGGGUGGGGAUUUGGACCUGGUUAUCUCUGGUCCUAGUUGAGCCACCUGGAAGAAUCUCCCCCUGCCCCCGCCCCCCCAGACUAUGCAUAUUUUGAAACCAUUUCCAUGUCCUCAGAAUGAUUUAGUCUAGGAUUUUUGCUUAUUUAUAUUGAACCUUGUUUGCAGUUUUCUUCCCCCUUUCUCCCAGUUUUGAAAGAUCCUUGGUGCUAUUUAUAGAGUACCUGCAUUUUCACUGUCACAAAUAAGUUGGCUUCGUCUGUAAAUUUGCUUAUGUCACUGCUCACCUCUGACUCCAAAUCACUUAUCAAUGUCAAAUGGUGUAUGACUCAGUACAGACCACCAAUGCUUGUUUACCUCUCUUGUGAGAUCUGUCGAUUUACUCUCUCCCUCCGCUUUCUGUUCAUCGACCAGUUAUAGUUCUGACCUGUCCUCCUAUCUUAUGAUGAUUAAGUUUGCGUGGGAGUUUUUAUUAAAUAUUUUUCAGAAGCCUAGUUGUAUAAUGUUUAUUGGAUUGCUCCAGUAUUCCUGAAGGAUUAUCCUGACCUAUAAUUCUCUAGAAUUUUCUUGGUUAACAAUCUGGUGUGCUUCAGCCUAUCUGUCUCAUGGCAAGUUGUGACUCCACUGUACACCAUAAUAAAUUAGUUCAUCUUUAAGAUGGUCCAAAAGUCUUUGUUGGCUGUGCUUCAGCAGACUAUUAUGACAGCACUUGUAAGUAGAAUCUGGUGUUCAUAAGCUCUGAGACAUCUCCACUAGUAUGUUUAAUUAUGGAAAGGUGAGAGGAGGCAGGUUUCCUAUUCUUCAAUUCCAUGCUGAUAGACGAGCAUGAGCAGUUGUUGAGAGAGAUCUAAGCUCUUCCUGUCCUUCAUAGAGCACAGUGUUUAUAACCAUAUGGAUACCAUGAAAUGAGACACAGAUGAGUAGGUGAUGUGAGAUUUUCUGUUGCACCAACUAGUUGUUUAAAAUGCUGCUAGCUCUUCCACAUUCUUGAGGCUUUGCUAGAAAUCCACCAUGACUUUCAGAACAAAGAAGAAAAGUACAUCUUGAUAUGGUCAUGCUGUUUUAUCUUACUUUGCCCUGUUUGAAACAAACACUUUACUGGUCACAUAAUGGAUGUUGCUGCAUCUCUUAUGUCCCUCCUUUCAUUCUAAAGCAUGAGCAGAACUUGGGAAACAAACACGGGGAAGAGCCACUAGCAGGAAAAAGGAGGGGACAAGCCUUAGCCUCUAUCUACCCUUCCUUCUUUCUCAGUCCUUUGUUCAUUCUCAGGGUUCAUUCUUACUAUGGCAAGAGGGGAGUCAGGGUCUGCCAAACAAGAUGUUGACUAGCAUGAUCAGCCAAUAUUUAUUGACUCAAAUGGUUCUGCAUUUGGGCCCUUCUUUCAGCCUUCUUGCAACCAGGCUCUUUAUUGCUUAGCUUCCUUAACUCCCAAAAUUUCUAGUCUCUGCCUAUCACUUCCGUGAAGUUUUAAUUUCCCCCGAAGUGGCAGCUUUCCCUUUCCUCAGAGAAGCUGAAUUAAAAAUUGCUUUGUGUGCUUAGCAGCUUGAAUAAUCCACGUCGACCACUGUCAGAGGUUUCACCUUCACAAAUGCACUACAGUGUAGCUCUGAAUAGCAAUGAUAAUCACAUUACUGCUUAUUUUCACUCUACUUUUUAUGUAACUUUAGUAGUUCAUAGAUGACAUUGAGGGCUAACACACUGCACUUCUUAAACUUUCUGUGUUUAUAAUUAUUGGACAGAAACAGCCGAUGUCAUAGUACACGUGUGCAUGUCUUCUGGUUACAAAGUGUAGAAAAAUGAGUUAAUUAAAAGUGAGAAACGUUGGCAGGUAGAUUUGUUUUUAAGCAUCUCUACCCAGCUUUGCCACAGUUCAGUUUAACUACAUCAGUUCAGUUUUUGUAUAUUUGUACAUAAACCUAAAACAAACUAAAACCCCAAAAUAAAUGCUAAACAGACGAGCAGCAGCAACUAAUAGACAGCAGCUAUCAGGUGUCUUACUGGGCAGGCUCAUAUUGGGAAAUACAGCCUUUAAAAUGCUCCGGUCUUGAACAACUUGGGACUAUAAAGAUCAAAAACAACAUUUAAAAUUGGACAGAAAUGUGGAUAACUAUAUUCUCAAUAUUCAUGUAAUGUGCUCAGUGCAGUAUAUCCUGUCAAUCACAUCGUCAACAUACAGUAUCGUGAAUCAGUUAAAAUUAUCCAAACACUCUUCAAAGUUAGACCUUUGCUUAACAUGUUACUACAAUCUAACCUUGACAUUUCAAGAGCAUGAAUCACUGUGGCAAGGUCAUCUUUAUCCAAGAAAGGGUAUAGCUGGCACACCAACCAUAGAUGAGAAAAGGCACUUUGAGGUAUAGAAGGCCAUAGACGAAGGUGGAAAGAAAAGGAUCUGCCAUACUAUGACCCUGCUUCUUACGCAGGAGUGCUUACCCCAUCGACAAGCUCCUAUCAUCUUAGUCACCUGUAAGGUUUAGGACAAGGGUCAGCAACCUUUUUCAGCCGUGUGCCAGUCCACCAUCCCUCAGACCAUGUCGUGGGCCGGACUAUAUUUUGGAGAGAAAAAAUGAACGAAUUCCUAUGCCCCACAAAUAACCCAGAGAUGCAUUUUUAAUAAAAGCACAUAUUCUGCUCAUGUAAAAACACCAGGCAGGCCCCACAAAUAACCCAGAGAUGCAUUUUAAAUAAAAGGGCACAUUCUACUCAUGUAAAAGCACACUGAUUCCCGGACCAUCCGCUGGCCGGAUUGAGAAGGUGAUUGGGCUGUAUCCGGCCCAUGGGCCUUAGGUUGCCUACCCCUGGUUUAGGAAUACAUGAAUCUGAGACCUGGACCAUUUUGUCUUUUAUUUUUUCUAGCGUUGCCACUUUCUGCAUCACUCUGCCUUGGUCCAGCUCCAUUCUUGCCAAAACAAAGCAAAAAUGAAAAUGAAAUUUUAAAAAUGAAAAUGAAAUACUCAUGACUGAUGCGUCAAAUUACUAAACCAACUAGAACAGGUUAUUUUCAUCAGGUGAAAAUGAAAUGCAUGUUUGGUAGCUAGAGUGUAAAGUAUUAUUGUUAGAGAAAUUAUUAAAUAGGUUCUUCUUUACACAGAAAUGUCUCUCUUGGCUCAUUUUGUCUGGUAGAGGCAUUGAUUCAAUUUAAAGAUUUAACUCUGAGGGCUAGCAUGCUCUUAUUCAGAUUUUAUAGUAACUUAAUUAUUCUUUAAGAGAAGCAUUGUAUCCAGUAAAGAGGAUAUUUGCCGUCCAUCAAUAGCUGUCAUCAGGGUCCAGGGAUGACUUAUUCAGGAGAUAGACACAUUUUCUGUAUUAGGUUGAGCUGAUGCAUUUUAGAAAUAUACCUUAGUAAUACAAGAUACAUUUUAGUCAACUUAUUUUAUCCCAGAGCUCUUAACGACUAUUACGUGACUUCUCAUUCUCUUAUUCAAAACCCGAUAAAGUUGCUUAGCUCAGAACAUGACAUAAUCAAAUAAGUUGUUAUAUUGGUGGUUCCUCUUAUAUGUCCCAACAGAUGCUCAAGGAGAAGUAAAGAGCAGAGUCAGGAAUCGGGCAGAUCAGCUUUAAUCCUUGUAAUUAGGUCUAUAGAGUAAAGGAAGAUUAGCUGCUGCAUGCACACAAGAAGAUGUCUAAUUGCAUCAGUAUCAUCGUAAUCUUUGCCCAAUCAGGCAAUUGUCUUGAUAUACUUCACUUGAAAUAGGAUCAUGUAAUUUACCUAACCUUUCUCUCUCUAUUUCUUUUUUUAGCUCUGUAGAAAGUGUUUUGAAAACCCUCGUGAAAAACUGUAGACCGUAAGUACUUUUAACAACUUUCAAAGCCAUUAUGUAUUUCUUGAAGAGAAAUAUUUUCUCUUUAAAGACUUAAAUGGCAAGAUAGCUCUACAUGUGGGUCAGGGGGCAUUCCCGUUAGCCUUUUAUGGAAGCGGGGGAAGUCCUGUGUGUUUAUGGGGUUUUGCCAUCAGCAGUGGGCAACAGAAGCCCUUCAGAUACUGCACUUUUAAAUUCAUGAAGCUACUGGUGGAAAAUAGAACACAUGCAUCCCUGAGAGAUUAAAUUGUGUAAGCAAUUUUUAACCCCCCCUCCCCACUUACUCAGUAGUGAAGACUAUAGUUAUUUGUUGUUAAUAAAUAUGUCAGUUAUGACAUGAACAUAUUUUUGGUUAGAAGACUCCUUGUGUUAAGAACUACUUCUAUCUCAUUCAUAAACAAAGUAGUUGGGUCAGGUUAAUCUUAAUCUGACAUAUUGUAACCCUUUCAUGUAACUGUGCUGUUCCUUCUAUUUUUCAUUCCCCAAGAUGCAUUCACAUAUAAUGUGCUGUUAAUUUUUCUUUGAUACUGUUAUGCUUGUAUAUUUUAUAGACGGAAAUGCAUUCACUGACAUACUUAAAGUAAAUCUUUCCAAAUGAAUUAUAUCCUCUCAGAUCUUGUUUGGGCCACUAUCUACCAUUGGGGCAGGCUAAACACUGGUCUCCAAAAAAGAGAGUCUUAUUGUUCUAUUCGUGUAGUUUGGGAACUAAUGCAUAAAGAAUGUUGUCAGCAUUGUAUAAACCCGGCAUACUGUUAAUGACACAAACUUUUUUUUAAAAAAAUAAUCUUUAUUUAUUUAAAUUGCACACUUACACAAAGAAUUUACAAUCUCAUACUACAAAAAGAAAAUUAAAGAAAAAACAACUAAGAAAAAAGAAAAGAAAAUACAGAAAAAAGAAAAAGCAAAUUUACGUACAUUAAAAAACACUUAAUCUUCCUAAUUAAGACUUAAUUAAACACUUAAAUAUUUAAGUGACUAUUCUUUAUUGUGAGAUUAUUUUUUACCGCCACACAUUUUAUAAGCAAAGUUAUAGUCUUGCUUUCGCCAAAUGUGUGGCUGUUGGAUGGGAGCAUGGCUUCUGGGCUCUGCUUGGGAGACCUGGCUGCACAUCACUACAAUCCCCUCAUGCACUCUUUUAAUGCAUGAUCUCUCUCUCUCCUGCUUCCAGUUCUCAUAAGAACAUCUGUUUUGUCCUUCUGCGUCAGGCCAAAGGUCCAUCUAGAAUAGAAGCCAGCCAGAUACCUUAGGAAUGGCCACAGUCAGGCCAUGCAAGUGAUGGCAAUCCCAUCUUCUUUUGCCCCCUCCCUCUGUUACUGGUUUUCAGGGCUUAUUGCCUCUGUACACUGGGGUCCUGUUUAGCUACCAUGAUCACCUUUCCUUCAUUCUCUCCAAUGCUGUUUAAAAAGACGCCUGAGCCUAGUGGCUUCUAGUGGCUGCACCUUGUGUCAGUGAAUUCUAUCCAUCUGAUUAAAUAUGUUGCUGAAUUACCACUUGUGCAUAUGAGCCAACCCAUCACAUCCCUCUUUCCCUUUAGGUAUUUCCCCGACAAUGCAACAGCCGAGAUGCUAGAUGAAUGGCGGCCGCUAAUGUGCCCUUUUGAUGUUACUAUGCAGAAGGCCAUCACUUACUUUGAACUGUUUCUGCCUACCACUCUUCCUCCAGAACUCCACCACAAAGGUUUUAGGUGAGUUGGUCUUAGUUACUUCAAGAUGUUCUCACUGAACAAUCUAUUGCAUGGAAGGCUUUUGAAUAAAUUAUAUAUGUAAUGAACUGCGCCAUGUACUUCAUUGUAGAGUUACAUUCUGAAUGCCUGUUUGUAACAGGAACAAUCUAAUCAGUUUACCUGAGAGCUGAUCUCCAGAAUUAACUCUCUUACAAUUGAUACUCUCUCUCUCUCUCUCCCCCCUCUCUCUAUAUAUAUUCAAUUAAAGUUCUAGUUCUUGAGUGGGAAGCAAAUGAGUUGCUGAUAUUGAGCAUCAUUGCCUGACUCUUUUCUUUCUACAGCAAGAAUACUGUAGAUACCAUUGCUUUUUAUUGACUGAUGUACCAACUCUAAUAACUUGAUUUGGGUGCAGAAUCAUAUUGGAGCCCUAAGCCUUAAACAAACCAAGCCUUUUAAUGUCUAGACUUUCGGUUCAGGCUCCAGUGCCUGUCUCCAAAGGGAGGUAAGGCUGUGCAUUCGCUGGUAGCUCAAAACUGGCAAAAUUCCCAUUAUCCCAAGUGCACUACUUUUUUCAUAUUGCAAGAUGUGCUUAGGAAGGUCAGAGGCAGCAUGAGAGAACUCUUGUUUGCCUACCCUACCUGUUCCUUGCUUUGUUCAUGGACUCCCACAGUCCUGGAGCUGGCAUUCCUUUGAUUAAAGAGGUUCUGGUCAUUGACGUGUGUGAAUAGAUUUGGCAUGUUUCAAUUUGGCUUUCAGUUCCUGUGCAUUUCAGUGCUAUAAUAAUGGUGCCAAGGGUUAAAAUUUCUAAUGAAUGGACUGUGGCUCUUUUGAAUCUUUUUUUAGUUUGUCAGCAAUGAAAUACGAAGCAGGUUUAAGGGAACCAUGCAUUGGUGCAAAUAUUUGCAUGACUAGUUGCGUCCAAAGGUGCUUUAGGCUUGCAUUUCUCAAACAGCAUAUCCCUGUGCCACUAGGCAAGUUUGUUUUGAAUGAGGAGAGUUUCAAAAGCAGUUUGUGAUGUGACAUUGAGGCUUGCAAUUCAAGGGGGCGGGAGAGUAAAAUAUUGCCUUAGUCAUGCCCUAAAAGUUGGCCACACUUACAGAAGCUCAUUGUAUCUCAGCCGUGGCUUCUUGAGUGAUCAGGAUCUGUUCCCAGUGUACCUAAGCUGCAGACUUUGGCAUAAGCAUAUUUUAUUCUGGCUCCUUUUUCAGAAUUUGCAGCUUCUUUAUCAAGCAACUAUUGCUAAAAGAUUGGGGUAAUAUUUGUACAUAUGUGUACAAAUAUGUACACAUAUGUGUGGGAAGUAGUUAGAAGUUGAUGGGCGGAAGCCUUCCCCCAAGUGGAUUUCUUAGCAGAAUAUGUCUCCAAUAAGUUUGAAAUCUUGCUUAGAAUCUGAGCAAGGGUUUUGCCUCUUUGCAGGAACAAUGAUCUCUGUUUGUAAAUUGUCUCUUAGAAAUCACAUGGUAAGGAGUGGAGAGAACGAAAUCAAGCUGCAUGUGUUAAUAUAGAUGCAGCUAUGGAAUACAGUCAAAAGUUGGAUAGCGAACUGUACAGCUAGGCGCAAUAGACAUUCAGAAACUAUGCUUCCUCAUAUUUUCUGCCCUCAUCAGUUGAGACAGCACCAUAUUUAUCUCCAAGCUGUUUCAGGCUGUCCUUGAAUGUUCUCAUUAAGUGGCUUCAUAUCUCAGUUGUUUCUCUUUGGGCUUAUCACUUCAAGGUCAUAUUAAGCCACACUUACUAAAGUGCCUGUCCCCAGAAUACCUCUCCUCUGGACUGUGUGCCAUCCUUGAGUUCCUUGCAUAGCUUUAUAAGUGGUUGCUUUCAUCCUGAUGGGUGGCAAACACUGAUAAGGCACACCCCAUCAUAGCAAACGUUAUAUAUAUUUGGACUUCCUAGAUUCAAGGAGGCUGCCUUUUCAAUAUGGACUCACUCUGUUUUAUUGAUAUUAUCUGUGUGUGUGUGUGUGUGUCAUAUUGUUUACCAUACUUUGCUAUUUUGUGCGUUUUGAGGCUUUUGCUUUGUUUUUAAGUCGUAUACUGAGCUUACGUUGUUGCUUUUUAGCUUCUAAUGUUGACAGCACUUCCUUCAAAGUAAGCUCCCUUCCAGCCAGCAGGACUUAGUUCCAAGCACAGGGUUCUAAGGUUUGGGUAGAAUAAUGAUUGUAUGGAAAAGUGAUUUUGUGCUGCUGGCAUCUCACCUCUCUUUGAAGUCCUCAUCAGUUUUACAAAUCUAAAACUGUUAGUUUUAGAUAGACAUACAUACAUACGCCACUUGUAACCUAGAAAACCCAACCCAAAACAAAACAAAACACCCUAACAGUUGUAACAUUUCCCCAUCUGAUCACCAGAAGGCAGUUCUUACUUGUCAUGGGUGACCAGACAGUGGCUAUUUUGCAAGCCAGUCAGUUGACAAGUUCAGUAUGCACUAUAGAUUUAUGCUUGCUUGUUUAUGAGCUUUGAGUUGCUUUAGGCAUGUCACCAUCUCUAUAAAAUAGAACAUAAAAUGACCUCUUUAUGGUUAGUAUGAAAAAAAGUCAUUCCCUUUCCUGAGUCUCUGAAUACCAGCUUUCCCCUAUCAUGUUUUCUCCUGGUAGCCUCGCCGCAUGGCUUGAAGGUGUGUUGCCGUUUGAGUUUCCUCCUUCAGAUGUGAUUGAUUGUUGAGUGAUUGAACAUCACAAUGGAAUCUCCAAGCGGCACCUUUCCAUUGCUUCAAAAGCUCUGUGACCAGUAGUGGCAAAUACUCCUUAAUAGGCAUGUGCCAGUGUCUCUAAUAUAGCGAUGGGAGUCUGGAGCAGCUAUAAAAUAGUCAAAUUUCAAUUAUCCAACUGUGGGUUUAGAAAUGAUUUGAGUGGGAAGGGGGACAACAGUACCAAGGGAUAAAGUAGUAUUGGGUGUUGGAGGCCACUGAUUAAAAAAAUGGCGUUUUCCGCAGGACAUCUUUUGAUGACAUUCUGUAUGAGACUAGGAAAAGUGCCUGAAACUUUCAGAGUCAGAAACUCCCAUUUUAAUUUCUUCUUCUUCAUCCAUAUGCUCUCUAACUGGCCUUAAGCAAGCUGCUCUUAACAAUUUACCAUCUGCACUAUAACUAAUAAUGACUGACAUUGUGGGAUGGUGUAAUGAUUUCUGAGAUAAUUAUGUGCGCCAUUUAAUAUUUAUAUAGCACUUCAUAUUUUGAAUACCGAGCAUUAAUUGUUACUAUGAUUAGGGUGGGAGCAGUGUUUAUUAUUAAGAAUGGGAAUGAUGAAUUUGGCGUAGCAACAAAUCUGUUUGCCUGAUUUCAUUGUCUUGCAGGCUCUGGUUUGAUGAGUUUCUAGGCCUGUGGGUUUCAGUUCAGAAUCUUCCGCAGUGGGAAGGAGUAAGUAUUCCUGCUUUGGCUUCUUUCCCCCACUCCCCCCUGUCACCAAAGUGUUGCAAUUGGACCAGGAAUAUUAGUUCUAGGGUGGGCUGUGCUUAUUUAGGAUUCGUAUGUGCCCAGUAGUUGAAUAAAGAAGCCCAUUGUUGGUUGGGUUCUUCUUCCUGUUUACAUUCUUACUUGCGAAAUUUUCAUUUUGUAACCUUUUUGUAAUGUUGUUUUUCCAAGCUGAAAGUCAAAAUCUAGGCCAUUGAAAUGGGUGUACUUUCUAAUUCUUUCAGAUCACACCAGUUAACUAUGAUUUUUUAAUUUGCAGAGAAAUCAUAUGGCUCUGGCAAAGGGCUCUAUUUUUGUUUGCCAUAAAUAUUAUUGAACUGUCAGAGUUUUGUAAAGUAAAGCAUGACUUCAGGCCCUUGAAUUUUGUAUUUCUCACAUCAGCAUUGUGUUAGCUUUCAAGCCUGGGGCAGACAUAGGCUGCAUGUGAACAUCGGUUAAGUCAGGGGUAGGCAACCUAAGGCCCGUGGGCCGGAUUCGGCCCAGUUACCUUCUCAAUCCGGCCCGCGGACGGUCCGGGAAUCAGCAUGUUUUUACAUAAGUAGAAUGUGUCCUUUUAUUUAAAAUGCAUCUCUUGGUUAUUUGUGGGGCAUAGGAAUUCGUUCAUUUUCUCUCUCCAAAAUAGAGUCCGGCCCACCACAUGGUCUGAGGGAUGGUGGACCGGCCCACAGCUGAAAAAGGUUGCUGACCCCUGCGUUAAGCUUUGGUUUAGUAUUACAUGCACAAGCAGCAACAAGUCUUUGGUAUGCACACCCCUUCCUCCCACAUGGCCAGAAGGAGGAGUUUGGGAGAGUUUGCUUCUAGCUAUGAUUAGUUUCAAACAAGUAAAUUACAAACCAUGGUUCCUAAAGCUGGCUUGUUGAAAUUAAUCUUAGUUAGUAUUAACCAUAAUUCUGCUCCCGAAUUACAUUUUAUAAUUUAGUAUUUACAAAAGUAUUUAUGUAUCACACACUUGCAAAGUGCCAGGACAAUGUACAACAAUGUAAGUAAACACUUAUUAAAAUGACUGUCCAUUCGAGAGACCUGAAAGUCAAAAGUGAGAAUGUUGCAAGCUGCAUAUAACUAAAACUAGAAAGGGAAUCUCCUAAAUUUCUCCUCUUUUACCAUACAGGAGGAGGAGGGAGUGCGGGCUAAGAGUGUUUGACACCCCACCCCCCGGGGCUAAAGUUGAAAUUAUCUUUUGAUCAAGUACCCUUGCAAUUUGGUUGGUUGAAACUUUUGACCAUGUGCUGUUAAUCCCAUUUUGUAUGUACUGAAGUUCUCUUGUAUGACCUCUGUUCAGUUAAGGGAAGAAGCAGGAGCAAAGCUUGUACUGAAAAAGUUAUCUGUGGUUUCUUUCUUUCCAGCACCUAGUCAACCUUUUUGCACGCUUGGCCACUGAUAACAUAGGCUACAUUGACUGGGAUCCCUAUAUUCCAAAGGUAAUAUCUAAUAUAUAGAAGGAAUAAUAUUAAAACAAGGAUAACAUGAGAAUUGUUUGCUUGCUUAGUAUAGUUUUACUUUACUGACAACCUCUGCCUAUGUAGGUAAGAAGAGCAGGGCUGGAUCAGGCCAAAGGCCCAUAUAGUGCACCAUCUUAUUUGCUGCAGUGGCCAGCUAGAUGCCCCUGGAAACUCAUAAGCAGGACAUAAGAGCUAUAGUCCUCUCCUGAUGGGAUUUGUAUCCCUAAACAUCUAGGGGGCACUAGGCUGGAGAAGGCUGAUAUAUGGGGAGGAACUUUGUCCCUUCCUCUGUUUUGUUCUCCUGCCUGCUGCAAGUGUCUGUGACUCCCUAAUUAUAAUUUUUAAUUACCAUCUCAUUCUUAUAGCUUGUGCUAAAUUGCUUCUGUAAAAAGGCCUUGAGGCCUUUUAAGCCCUACUUAAUCAUAACAAUUGUUCCAUAGUUUUAAAACUCUUCUGGAACAUAUUAGCUUACUACCAAGCCUCUCUCAGGAUGCACAGUAAUGUAGGAAGCUUAAGCAUGAUAUUUAGUGGCCACUGCUGAGAAAGUGGGUUUUUGCUUAGCUUUAGUUGACUGACUUGCAAUGAUAAUUUCUGGAGGCACGGCGGGACUUAAUUUUUUUUAGCAACUCAUAAGCAGAUGCUUUGCGGAUGCUAGCAAGGGAUGCAGCAGUGAGAAAUUCCAAACCAAUUUGUAGAGAUGUGGACUUUCUGUGCAAUAGCAAAUGGUACAUAAAUUGAGGGAGAUCUCAAGAUGGCUCAGGUGGACAAAAGAUUGUUCUGUUGAAAUGAAGUUGCAGACACUUACUUACCUGAAAGUUUUCCAGGAUCUAUUCUGAAAGCACUGUGCUAGUGCUAUGCAACUUUUCUUACACACUGUAAGAAAUACCAAACACCGUUUAUAAUGCAUUUCGGUUAUUCGAUUGUGGAAUUACUUUUUCUACAGAUAUUUACCAGAAUACUGCGAAGUUUGAAUCUUCCAGUGGGAAGCAACCAAGUGUUAGUGCCACGAUUCCUAACAAAUGCAUAUGACAUUGGGCAUGCAGUCAUGUGGAUUACAGCCAUGAUGGUAGGACCCUUUAAUUUUCUCUACACCUUCCCUCCCUCUCCCCAGUUAGCCAAACACUGGUAUUUAAGCAGGUUUAUGAUGAUAAAUAUUUUGGCUGCCCACAAGCUUGGGAAUAAACAAGCUUGGGACGCGGGUGGCGAUGUGGGUAAAACCCACGAUUGGAAUGUAAUAAUGGGGGGAUACAAUCUAUUUCAGAGAAACAGACCAGACAAGAAAGGAGGAGGAGUGGCGUUAUAUGUCAGGGAUGUGUAUACCUGUGAAGAGAUCCAAGAUUUAGAACCUCAAAGCUAAAGUGAGAGCAUUUGGGUCAAAAUUAAGGGAGAGAAGAAUAACAGUGACCUCAUUGUGGGAGUUUACUAUAGAUCCCCAAGCCAAACAGAGGACAUAGAUGAUGCCUUCCUGGAACAGAUGGCCAAGCAUGCAAAAGGAAGGGAGAUAGUAGUAAUGGGGACUUCAAUUACCCGGAUAUUUGUUGGAUGUCAAACUCAGCCAAGAGCAUAAGGUCAAACAGAUUCCUCACUGGCCUUGCAGACAACUUCAUUGUCCAGAAAGUGGGAGAAGCAACAAGAGGAACAGCCAUUUUAGAUCUGGUCCUAACCAAUGUUGAUGACCUGGUUAGUGGGGUAGAAGUGGAAGGAUCAUUAGGCGCGAGUGAUCAUGCUCUUCUGAAGUUUACUAUACAGCGGAAAGGAGCAGCCAAGCAUACUAGGACUCAAUUUCUUGACUUUAAGAAAGCCGACUUCAUAAAACUUAGGGAAGUGCUGGGUGAGAUCCCAUGGACAGUAAUACUAAAAGGAAAGGGAGUUCAUGAUGGCUGGGAGUUUGUUAAGAGGGAGAUACUAAAAGCACAACGUCAGGCAAUACCAAUGAGACAGAAACAUGGAAGGUGCCUAAAGAAGCCAGGGUGGCUAUCUAAAGAACUUUUAACUGAGUUAAGAUUAAAAAGGAUGUGUACAAAAAAUGGAAAAGGGGGGAAACCACCAAAGAGGAAUUCAAACAAAUAGCCAGCACGUGUAGACACAAAGUCAGAAAAGCUAAAGCACAGAAUGAACUCAGGCUUGCUAGAGAGGUUAAAAGCAACAAAAAGGCUUUUAUGGGUAUGUCCGUAGCAAAAGGAAGAACAAAGAAACAGUGGGGUCACUCAGAGGAGAAGAUGGUGAAAUGCAAACAGGGGACACAGAAAGAGCUGAACUCCUCAAUGCCUUCUUUGCCUCAGUCUUCUCCGAUAAAGAAAACAAUGCCCGACCUGAAGAAUUUGGAGCAAAUGAUUCAGCAAAGGAAACACAGCCCAGAAUAACUAAGGAGAUAGUACAAGAAUACUUGGCUAGUUUAGAUGUAUUCAAGUCUCCAGGGCCAGAUGAACUGCAUCCAAGAGUAUUAAAAGAACUGGCAGAUGUGAUCUCAGAACCACUGGCAGUCAUCUUUGAGAAUUCCUGGAGAACAGGCGAAGUCCCGGCAGACUGGAGGAGGGCAAAUGUUGUCCCUAUUUUCAAAAAGGGGAAAAGAGAGGACCCAAAUAAUUACCGCCCAGUCAGUCUGACAUCAAUACCAGGGAAGAUUCUGGAGCAGAUCAUUAAGCAAACAGUCUGUGAGCACCUAGAAAGGAAUGCUGUGAUCACCAAUAGUCAGCAUGGAUUUCUGAAAAAUAAGUCAUGUCAGACUAACCUGAUCUCAUUUUUUGACAGAAUUACAAGCCUGGUAGAUGAAGGGAACGCAGUGGAUGUAGCCUACCUUGAUUUCAGCAAGGCAUUUGACAAGGUGCCUCAUGAUAUUCUUGUAAAGAAGCUGGUAAAAUGUGGUCUUGACUAUGCUACCACUCAGUGGAUUUGUAACUGGCUGACUGACCGAACCCAAAGGGUGCUCAUCAAUGGUUCCUCUUCAUCCUGGAGAAGAGUGACUAGUGGGGUGCCACAGGGUUCUGUCUUGGGCCCGGUCUUAUUCAACAUCUUUAUCAACGACUUGGAUGAUGGACUCAAGGGCAUCCUGAUCAAAUUUGCAGAUGACACCAAACUGGGAGGGGUGGCUAACACCCCAGAGGACAGGAUCACACUUCAAAACGACCUUGACAGAUUAGAGAACUGGGCCAAAACAAACAAGAUGAAUUUUAACAGGGAGAAAUGUAAAGUAUUGCACUUGCGCAAAAAAAUGAGAGGCACAAAUACAAGAUGGGGACACCUGGCUUGAGAGCAGUACAUGUGAAAAGGAUCUAGGAGUCUUGGUUGACCACAAACUUGACAUGAGCCAACAGUGUGACGCGGCAGCUAAAAAAGCCAAUGCAAUUCUGGGCUGCAUCAAUAGGAGUAUAGCAUCUAGAUCAAGGGAAGUAAUAGUGCCACUGUAUUCUGCUCUGGUCAGACCUCACCUGGAGUACUGUGUCCAGUUCUGGGCACCACAGUUCAAGAAGGACAUUGACAAACUGGAACGUGUCCAGAGGAGGGCAACCAAAAUGGUCAAAGGCCUGGAAACGAUGCCUUAUGAGGAACGGCUAAGAGAGCUGGGCAUGUUUAGCCUGGAGAAGAGGAGGUUAAGGGGUGAUAUGAUAGCCAUGUUCAAAUAUAUAAAAGGAUGUCACAUAGAGGAGGGAGAAAGGUUGUUUUCUGCUGCUCCAGAGAAGCGGACACGGAGCAAUGGAUCCAAACUACAAGAAAGAAGAUUCCACCUAAACAUUAGGAAGAACUUCCUGACAGUAAGAGCUGUUCGACAGUGGAAUUUGCUGCCAAGGAGUGUGGUGGAGUCUCCUUCUUUGGAGGUCUUUAAGCAGAGGCUUGACAACCAUAUGUCAGGAGUGCUCUGAUGGUGUUUCCUGCCUGGCAGGGGGUUGGACUCGAUGGCCCUUGUGGUCUCUUCCAACUCUAUGAUUCUAUGAUUCUAUGAUUCUAUGAUUCUAUGAUUCUAGGACUUGCCGAUUGUAUGGUCGGCGGUUCGAAUCCCCGCGGCGGGGUGCGCUCCCGUCGUUCGGUCCCAGCGCCUGCCAACCUAGCAGUUCGAAAGGACCCCCGGGUGCAAGUAGAUAAAUAGGGACCGCUUACCAGCGGGAAGGUAAACGGCGUUCCGUGUGCUGCGCUGGCUCACCAGAUGCAGCUUGUCACGCUGGCCACGUGACCCGGAAGUGUCUGCGGACAGCGCUGGCUCCCGGCCUGUAGAGUGAGAUGAGCGCACAACCCUAGAGUCUGUCAAGACUGGCCCGUACGGGCAGGGGUACCUUUACCUUCACCUUUAUGAAGAUAAAUAUUUUGGCUGCCCACAAGCUUGGGAAUAAAUAAAGUUGUGCUACAUAACCAAGAGCUGGUGUGGGUAGCUUCUUAAGGGAGAGCAUUCUGUCCUGGGCUCUUACUACGUAGGUGAUCAUACUCAGUAAUUAAGCCAUGACCAUGUAGCCGGAAGCAUCCCAGGAGGCAUCAUGUCCUCUGGUUUGCCCAGGACCUCAAAAAAGCCCCAAGAGACACGUGGGAUUUAUCUCACUCCUGAAAACAACCUUUUCCUUUAUGAGUGAAAGAAGAGAAGAAGAGUUUGGAUUUGAUAUCCCGCCUUUCACUCCCCAUCAGGAGUCUCAAAGCGGCUAACAUUCUCCUUUCCCUUCUUCCCCCACAACAAACACUCUGUGGGGUGAGUGGGGCUGAGAGACUUCAAAGAAGCGUGACUGGCCCAAGGUCACCCAGCAGCUGCAUGUGGAGGAGCGGGGAAGCGAACCCGGUUCCCCAGAUUACGAGACUACCGCUCUUAACCACUACACCACAAACCUCUUAAUCACAUACUGGUUUAUAAAUCAGUUUGGCAGGGCUGCUGGGGUCAGAUAAAACUGCUUAAUCUGAUGUUGGCGAGGUGUCAGGUAGCUUCACAGAUCUCUGUUGUAGAUUAUGAGAGCAUAUCCGUUGCUCUCUGGAUGCUUGUGUGUUUAAAAAGUAGCGCUCUCACAGCUGAUCUGACAGAGAGAUUCCUAGGGGUCUGUUUGAAGGGGGUCCCCAAUGGAAUGCCAAACAGUCACAGGCUUGAAGUAAAAACUAGGCUUUUAUUGCUACAAGCACACACAAAAAUUACAGGAAGACUGCAACGUGAUGUAAUUUUAUACACUUCGGUGCUACUGUUAGUCAGUCAUACGAUUACAACGAAACAUUCUAUAGCAGUUACAACCCACUUCGUGAAACUUAAGCCCAUCAGAAAUCUAUGGCUCCUCUGCCUGUGCCUCCCCAACCUUUCAUUACAAUAAUAUGUGAUUACAUGUGAUUCAUCAGUGUCUUUCAUUAUUAACUUUUGACUACUUAUCCUAUUCUUUAUUUAUUAAAUUUCCAUACUGCCCUUUGUCUGAGGAAUGCAGGGUGGGUUAUGAUAUUAAAAAAGCAAAAAUAUGUAACAUAAUAACAAAAAAAAAGAACCCCUCCCCCUGGAGUUUAAAAGGCCAUAAGUUGUUUAAUUAGCCAAAGUCCUGGGAGAGGCAUAAUGUUUUUGACUGGCUCUUAAAGAUAUCUAAUGAAGGCAUCAGGGGAGCCUCUCUGGGGAGAACGUUCCACCUUGUGGACCUUGUGGAGGGAGACACAAUGAAGGGACUUAGAUGAUGAUUGCAGGGUCUGGGUUGGUUCAUAUGAAGAGAGGUGGUUCUUAAAGUAUUGCUUUGGUGAGCCAUUUAAGGCUUUAUAGGUCAGAACCAGCACUUUGUAUUGACCCAGAAACUAAUUGGCAGUCAGUGAAGUUGGGCCACGAUUGGUGUUAUAUACUUAAAGUGCCAGGAUUGGUGUUACAUGAGCAAGUUGGCUGCUGAAUUUUGCACCAGCUGAAGUUUCUGAACUCUUCAGAGGCAAACCCACAUAUAAUUUGCUGCAGUAAUCGAACCUAGAGGUUAUCAGCACAUAAUAAUAAUAAUAAUAAUAAUAAUAAUAAUAAUAAUAAUAAUAAUAUAUUAUUUAUACCCCGCCCAUCGGGCUGGGCUUCCCCGGCCACUCUGGGCGGCUUCCAAAAGAAUAUUAAAAUACUAUAAUACAUCAAACAUUAAAAGCUUCCCGAAACAGGGCUGCCUUCAGAUGUCUUCUAAAAGCCUGGUAGUUGUUGUUCUCUUUGACAUCUGGUGGGAGGGUGUUCCACAGGGAAGGCGCCACUACCGAGAAGGCCCUCUGCCUGGUUCCCUGUAACUUGGCUUCUCGCAGUGAGGGAACCGCCAGAAGGCCCUCAGUGCUGGACCUCAGUGUCCGGGUAGAACGAUGGGGGUGGAGACGCUCCUUCAGAUAUACUGGGCCAAGGCCAAGGCACAGCAGAAGAUAGGCUGUCUGCUAGCUUCCUCUUUCAUUUAUGUUUGAUUAAUAUAUCCAUUUUUCAAUUGACUUCAAGAUUAAAUGCCAUCGUUCCACCUAGCUGAUCUCCUAGCAUUCCUUCAGUUGUUGCUAUGGUUAUUGUCUUCAGAGAUUAAUGAUACAUUCUGUCAAUGUACCAGGACACCGGUUUCUCAUCGUUCCUACCAAAGAACAAUUUUUUCCCUACUAGGAAGGGUUAGUUAAGAGUUCAUACACCAGUGUGAUACAAAAUGGAGUCAGAUCAAAAUGAAGUUUUCUGAUUUGAACUAGAAAAAGGAAGUUUCUCCUUCAGAUCCUCUGAAUUAUAAACUAGUAUGAGAAUGUUUUUGAAUUUGUUUUAACUAGUACUGGACAGAUAGGUCAGAUACUUGUUUUUAGGGGGUGAAUUAACAGGAAAACUACAUACAGUACAUUACAUCUGUUUUGUGUGGGUUUUGGUGCUAGCUGCCCCACAGUGAACCUGUAAAUUCCAGCCUUCCAUUUUGGAAGUUGGAACUUCUGUAGUUCAUAUUUUGGAAACCUUUUGAGGGCACAGUUUAGAUAACUGAGAAGGUUGGUUUCCCCUACACGUGAUUGUCAAACGUUAUAAAUAUUUUGUGCUGGGUUUGGCUUUCCACCUCAGUAUGUUCCCUGCUACUGAAAAGAACAUGUUGCGACUCUAACCCUUUAUUAAUCCUUUAUCUUGGGGCCCAUUAAAAUUUGAGUGGUUUAUAACUGCAUUUUGGCCCUGUUCGUGUUCUUUGAAGUUGUAUCAAAUAACUUGGUUUAUCUUUGUUUCUGGACAGGGUGGACCAAGCAAGCUUGUACAGAAGCACUUGUCUGGGUUAUUCAAAAGCAUUGCCUCUUUUUACCAUCCCUCAAAUAACGGCCGCUGGUUGGUAAGGAUUUAUGUGUAUAUAUACAUUUAUUUCUGAUCUUGACAUCAAGCACUUCAGUGUUUGUCUUGGAGUGGAAUCUUAGUUCUCUUCAUUUUCUUCAGCUACUGUUGCAUUGUAUUCUGACUAGGCCAUCUUAUUUAAUUGUACUAGUAUAGCUGCACACCAGUUUUGUCUAAACCUGCUUUUACAUUGAGUCAGACGUUGAAAAUACUGGGUGGUAUUCAACUAGGAUUUAUUUAGAGAAGGCCCAUUCAAAUUAAUGAACAUGACUGAGUUGAGUUCCUUAAUUGCAGGGGUUCUAAUGGGAAUAAAACUUAGUUGAACACCACCAUCUUGGUGGAAAAUGAAAGGUGUGGUCGUUGACUCCCAAAAAUACAAAACUUUUAACCACUUUAUUCACAUACAUUGUUUCCAAGUAGCUCUGGCUGCAUCUAUCCAGCUUGGCUACAAGUUACACUCUCAGCUCAAUUGUCUCUCAAGGAUAAUCUGGCCAUAUUGCAUGGAAAAUAAUUUGAAUGUCCAAAUAGGCCCUGGAUAUAUAUUUUAAGGGAAUAGGAUAAAUUAGGCUUCUUGACAAAUUGCCCAGAAAUUGACUGAUUUUUAAUGCACUUAAGUGUAGAGAAGGCAUAAUAGCUUUUGUAGCUCUUCUUACUGCUGUGUCACUGAAAUUGAUUCUCUUGUCUUUUCUGUAUGGUGGUAGAACAAGCUAAUGAAGCUGCUUCAGCGGCUACCCAGUAGCGUUGUCAGAAGAUUGCAUCGUGAGCGUUACAAGAAGACGACUUGGCUUACUCCUGUGCCUGACAGCCAUAAACUCACCGACCAGGAUAUAACAGACUUUGUAGAAUGUAUUAUUCAGCCUGUUCUUUUAGCAAUGUUCAGCAAAACUGGAAGCCUAGAAGCAGCCCAAGCUCUGCAGAAUCUCGCACUGAUGCGCCCUGAGUUGGUAAUCCCACCAGUACUUGAAAAGUGAGUCCAAAUAGGAUUGGCAAAAAGUGGUUUAGCGUCUGUGUUUUAGAUGGCCAAGAAAAGUGUUGCGUCCUUUCUGCAGCUGAAAAACUUGGCAAAUUUGGCAAGGGAACAUUGGACUUCUGUUGAGAUGCAUGAUGCAUUCCUCUUGCCUCUCUUCCGUUUUAUGGAUUUAUUUAAAAAAAUUAUAAUACUGCCAUUCAAAUGUGGCAGUUUAUAAUUGCCACAAAACAGAGGAUCGGCUGCAAAUUUGAACAAUAUUAAGCAUUUCCCGCCAUAGGUUUUUUCAUGUGGUCCCAAGUAGGAAGAAGCGCAAUGCAACUUCAUUUUGCUGAUAUUCAAUGUUAUUUUACAUAGCCCACACAGGGUUUGUUUGAAAUUCAGUGUCUAUAUUUCAUCUAGACAAACUACUGUAUAAAAAUAUACAGGUAGCUAGCUGUGUUGGUCUGCCUUAGUCGAAACAAAAUAAAAAAAUUCCUUCCAUUAGCACCUUAGAGACCAACUAAGUUUGUUAUUGUUAUGACCUUUUGUAUGCAUGUGCAUGCACACAAAAGCUCAUACCAAUAACAAACUUAGUUGGUCUCUAAGGUGCUACUGGAAGGAUUUUUUUGUUUUGUUAUAAAAAUAUACAUCUGAUUAGAGCUCCUGCAGGUGAAAAUAGUUUAAUGUCUUAUUUUCCAAUGUGGAGCACUAAGAUGUCAAGUGCAUACAGCCAGACUGGUUGAGACCAAAGGCCUACCUUGUCCAUCAUUCUGUUUUCUGCAAUGGUCAACCAGAUCCCUCUGGGAAGCCCACCAGCAGGACAUGGGGGGGGGGGCAAUAGUCCGCUCCCACUCUUGAUCUCCAGCAUCUGAUCCUGGAGAGCUUACGCAGCAGAGGUCACCAACGUUCUUGGGCUUGCGGGUUUACGUUCGUAAACUGGACAAGCCGUUGUGGACACCAUGCACAUACCUGCUGGCUACCGUAGAAUGCUUUUUUUUUCAAGGCUAAUGUUGAAGCCUCCCCUUUCAGUGUGAGGGGAGGGGAUGCUUUGGGCACCAGGGAGUGCGUGUGUCUCUUGUCGGGUGCUGCGUUGACUACCCUUGCUUAUACAGUGGUACCUCGGGUUACAUACGCUUCAGGUUACAGAUUCUGCUAACCCGGAAGUAGUACCUCGGGUUAAUAACUUUGCUUCAGGGAGAGAACAGAAAUCACACAGCCGCGGCAGUGGGAGGCCCCAUUAGCUAAAGUGGUAUCUCAGGUUAAGAACCGUUUCAGGUUAAGGACGGACCUCCAGAACAAAUUACGUUCUUAACCCAAGGUACCACUGUAAAGUCAUCAUGGCUAGUAGCUGAUGAUAGCCUUGUCCUUCAUGAGCCCAUCUAAUCAUCUUUAAAGUUGUCUCUAAAGUUGUGCUUUGUGGAGAAGUUAUUUCCCUUUUGUCUGUCACAAUCCUCCCACCUUCCAGCUUUAUUGAAUGACCCUUGGUUCUAACAUACAAAGCUGCCUGGUUGAGAACUUAUUUUGCACAUUCUGCAUAUGGGCCAUAUAUUUAGUUCAGGUGUAGUUGAGGGCCAUAGUGCAUUGGUAGAGAAACUCCUUUGAAUUUGGAAAGUCCUAGCCUUGAUCCUCAUCAUCUCCAGGUAGGGCUGGGAAUGCCCCCUUUCUGAAACUCUGGAGAGCUAAUGGCAGUUAUUAUAGUUCAUACAUAGCUAGAUGGACCCAGCGGACUGUAUAAGGUAGCUCCCUAUAUCACUAAAGGUAAAGGUAAAGGACCCCUGACCAUUAGGUCCAGUUGUGGCCAACUCUGGGGUUGCGGCGCUCAUCUUGCUUUAUUGGCCAAGUAAGCCGGCGAACAGCUUCCGGGUCAUGUGGCCAGCAUGACUAAGCCGCUUCUGGCCAACUAGAGCAGUGCACGGAAACGCUGUUUACCUUCCUGCCGGAGUGGUACCUAUUUAUCUACUUGCACUUUGACAUGCUUUCGAACUGCUAGGUUGGCAGGAGCAGGGACCGAGCAACGGGAGCUCACCCCGUCGUGGGGAUUCGAACCGCUGACCUUCUGAUCAGCAAGUCCUGGGCUCUGUGGUUUAACCCACAUCGCCGCCCGCGUCCUCCCUAUAUCCCUUCAUGAGUAGAAAUGCAAACAAUUAUUUCAUUGAUGCACUCCGUCACCAUAGAAGGGAGCUCAUCUAAUGGUAAUUUUUCUCUUCCACAAAAAUGCAUAGAACAUACCCUGCACUGGAGACUUUAACAGAACCUCACCAACUCACAGCCACUUUAAGCUGUGUAAUUGGAGUAGCUCGUAGCCUGGUAUCUGGGGGCCAGUCAUUUCCCGAAGGUCCAACGCACAUGUUGCCUCUGCUGAUGAGAGCGUUGCCUGGUGUGGAUCCAAACGACUUUAGCAAAUGCAUGGUGAGUAAACUCUCUUCCACGUACGGUUACGGCACAGUCAGAUUUUUCCGCAGUUUCAUUGCCCUGCCCCCAUGUGUCCUGUUGUCAUAUUUCAACCCCCCCCCCCUGUUUCCAGGCUCCCACUUCUCCCCCUUGUAAGGACCCCUGACCAGCUCCGUUCUAGGGGUGAAAGGCACAGCUCACACAGCAGUGCCCAAAUGAGUGCAGUUUGGUGGCUUGUAUUGUAAUGUAAUAAAACUAUAAAAGAAUCCAUAACUCUCUGGUGGCUUUGUUUUCCCUUACCUAUCCACUCUGCCUAAGUGUUUUUAACAUUGUUGGAAAGAAAUUAUAAAAAGUGGUUGUUCAGGAUAUGGAGAACAAGGAAGAAAAAUGAUACCUAGUGGGCAGCUAUAGCAAGGGACUACCACAUUUUAUUUUAUUUUUGGUAGUGCAGGGGGUGGGACUACCACAUGUAUAAAAUAUAAAUGUGUAAAGUAAAUCUAUAUAAUGAAAGGUGAUAAAUUACUUGCCCAGGCAUGUUCCAUGUGUUAUACCAAGCAAGUGUUUAAAAGACUCUGGAAAUUUAAACUAAUACACACAAAUAUGAACAGAGUGCGGUUCCUACAAAAUAUUCAACGUAAUAAGACAUUGUGCCAGACAUCUUUUUGUAAUUCAUCUUGCAACCCUCUUGUUUGAUCUGGACAUUUGAAAUCGGGGGAUCCCAUACUCAUCCUUUGUUCUCAUAUGUGCAGCUUUUGUGCUCAUUUACCUUGAAAAGGAAUUGUGGUAUAAGGCAGCAGGAAUUCAAAGUAAGCAUUCACUUAUUGUGGUGCGAGGCAUGUUACCUCACACAUGAGGUUUAGGAUGCGUGGGCAGACGUUUUGACCCAACCCUGAUACAAGGGUUUGCCUUACCGCCUAUUUCAGUUUUUCACAUUACAGUUCAAAAAACAAACAUGCUGUCUUUCAGUAUAAGUGAUUCACACUGAAACUUCCUUUGCAUCUUCCAAUAGAUCACAUUCCAGUUUAUUGCAACGUUUUCCACUCUUGUGCCUUUAGUAGAUUGUUCAUCUGCACUACGAGAGAGAAAUAACCUCACAGAGGUAAGAUGUUAAAUGGCUAAUAUAUGCUGUUUCUAGUGUUCUUUAGUGUAAGAAGCUCUUGGCUAAAAUAUCCUUUUUUUAAGUGUAAGAAGCUAUUGCAUGUUGAACUGUUUAAAAAGAUGUUAAAGUGUAAAUACGAGAGGGAAAAAGAUGUUUGUAUAAGUCAAAGCCCAUUUCAGGAAAGGGGAAAUAAUAUUCUUUUGUCUAUAUUUCACAAGCAAAAAAUAUGCUUUGCACCUCGAAGAAUCAAAUUACAUAUAUGGCCCAAAUUUGCAAAUGAAAGUUUUUGGUUUUGUACAGUUUUUCAAUUCUGAUCCCAGGAUUUGGAGUUUUAACCUGUUUGUCAAGAAUGAGGAUUGUGGCUUGGGUAACUGAGGGGCAGAAUGUUUAGAAGACGGUAUAAUGAUUUUUUGGAGAAAAUAAUAAUUUCAUAAUACUGUAUUUUGAUGGUUCUGUUCUCGUCUGAGUCUAUGGCCUAGCUAAACUAAAAGGGAUAUGUAAAAUCAUUCUCAGGUUUCUAGCAGCUUCCUGGAAAGUGUAUCAUAGUUUGGAAGGACUGGAAACUAAAGUAUUUUAUUUCCUGUUGUGCCCUGACAUCAUAGGUGGAGAGAGAACUGUGCUCUGCUACUGCUGAAUUUGAAGAUUUUGUACUGCAGUUUAUGGACAGGCAAGUUGUGGUGGAAGACAGUAUACUGGUGAUGUGAUAACUGCCCUGCUGGCUUUCCAAGUGUUUCUCAACUUAGUCUUGCCCAUCGGAUGUUUUCUCCUAAUUUAUGUUCCCAACUCUAUUGGUGACAGGGCAGAUGAAUACAUAAAUGCUUUUAAUAGUACCUGGCUACAUACAGAGUAAAGAUAAAGGGACCCCUGACCAUUAGGUCCAGUCGUGGUCGACUCUGGGGUUGCGAAGCUCAUCUCGCUUUAUUGGCCGAGGGAGCCGGCUUACAGCUUCCAGCUCAUGUGGCCAGCAUAACUAAGCCGCUUCUGGCGAACCAGAGCAGCGCAUGGAAAUGCCUUUUACCUUCCCGCCAGAGCGGUACCUAUUUAUCUACUCGCACUUUGCCAUGCUUUCGAACUGCUAGGUUGGCAGGAGCAGGGACCGAGCAACGGGAGCUCACCCCGUUGCGGGGAUUUGAACCGCCGACCUUCUGAUUGGCAAGUCCUAGGCUCUGUGGUUUAACCCACAGCGCCACCCGCAUGAUGUAUGUUUAAGAUUAAACAUUUUAAACCAUAUUUUAAAAAUUGGGGGAAAUGAUAAGUUGAAGGAUUCACAGACUGCUUGUUCUUUAGGCUGGUACUUGUGAAGAGAGGGGGAGAGUGUUGAUUGCGGUGCAUGAAUGUUCUUAUGAAGGGGAUUGCAGGUGUAGAACCAGCAAGGUAUGGAGAGAGGCAGGGAGCUCAAGUGGCAGAACUGCAACAGCAAAAGCCAUGAGUUUGGAUAUAUCUUGCUACAGCAUCCCAGUGCCUUUCUCCAGGGCUGUUUGCAAAAUGAGUGGCUGUUCAGCUCUUCCCUUCCCCCUCAGUUUUCUGAUUUGGCACUGCGCACUUUGAAGCCUGCAGCCAAAAGCACGAUACUUCUGUGCUUCUUUAGCCCAGUAGACACUCCUGUCUUUUCUUGUGGCAGAUUUCUUCUGCUUCCUUGAUUUUUAGAUUUCUUUGAAGAUGAAUCAAGCACUGACCUUACAAGCCAGGCAAACCUAUUAUGCAGACAGUGUGUGGAGAGGCAUCAGUGAUGGUAAAAACAAAACAAAAUCUUAAUAUUUUUUCUUUGACUUUUUAUUGUGCAGGUGUUUUGCGCUCAUAGAAAGCAGCACACUGGAGCAAACAAGAGAAGAGACUGAGACAGAAAAAAUGACUCAUUUGGAGAGUUUAGUGGAAUUAGGCUUGUCCUCAACUUUCAGCACAAUUCUCACACAGUGUUCGAAAGAGAUAUUUAAGGUAUGUGUCACCAAGAGUUGGAAGAGUGUUCAACUUCUUUGCCUCACUUUUUUUUGUAAAACAAAAGCUUGUGGAACUGUAGAUGGUUUCCCUGUUCUGUGUUUAGGGAAGGAAGUACAUUAAAAGGCCAGUGUAGAUGUUCAUUUGCUUAACCUGCAAUCAUAAAGCACUGUAAAAUUGUAGCACACAAUUAAAGCAGAAUAUACAAUAUGGGUUCCCAAGAUCUACUUGGACAUGCUUAGUUGGGGACAGAGGGUGGGUUACUUCGCUAUUUAAAAUGGCACAACCUCAUACUGUACCGCAAACUACUUCUGAAACAUGUGUCAGUUUAAAAAGAGGCAUGCCAAGCAGCAUGGAAGGAGAAUGACUAUUUGAGACAUACAAGCCAAAAGCCCCCUUUGACAUUCAGAAUUAAUAGCAUAGUUCUUCAGAUCUGUGCUGAUGUUGUUUUCUAUGCCAAGAGUGGACUUUGUGAUGUCACAGCUCCAUGACUUUUUUUGUUUCUUUUGAAGCUUGAUGUUAAGGACCUAGUUCCAUUAAGGUGAUAAACCUGCACCUGGGCUAUAGAACCUUCUUCCUUUGUGAGAUUCUCCGUUUCGGGUGUGGAGGCCAUGUUUUUGUAUGGAGGAAAUGCAUCCAUUUGAGCUCUCACCUGCAAUCUGAAGUGGUAUAACCCGGACACAGGAUUAUCACCUUAGUGGAAACUAGAACAAGGAAAUGCUUGCUUCCUUCUGACUUAAAUAACAUCUAGAACAUGGGUAGGCAAACUAAGGUCCGGGGGCCGGAUCUGGCCCAAUCGCUUUCUAAAUCCAGCCUACGGACGGUCCAGGAAUCAGCAUGUUUUUACAUGAGUAGAAGGUGUGCUUUUAUUUAAAAUGCAUCUCUGGAUGCAUAUAGGAAUUGGUUCAUUUCCCCCCCCAAAAAUAUAGUCCUGCUCCCCACAAGGUUUGAGGGACAGUGGACCGGCCCCCUGCUGAAAAAGUUUACUGACCCCUGUGCUAGAAUGUAAGGGGAAAAUCACACUGUAGCUUGCUUUAAGACAACACCAGACUUAAAAUUAAAUGCGUUGUAUUUUCUUUAUCCCCCCCCCCCGAGGGCAUAGGCCUUCUUCAUGUAUCUUUUAGCUCCUUAAUAAGCAGCUUCAUCAAUAUGUACAUGACUCCUGUGUUCUGCCUUAGGAAAUCAAAUGGUGCUUAAGCAAGCUUUUAUUAUUCUUUCCUAUCUGCUAAAGCUGAUGGACUCCAUGGUAUUCUGAAGGGUGGGUGACUUACCUAAGUCACCUGCUGGACUUGCCUAAGCUGUCUCCAUAUCCCUGGAUUCUUCACAGACCUAUUACCAGCACGUUUCUUUUAAUCAUGGGUGGUCAAUCUGUGGAGGAGGCAGUAGGUGAAAGUGGCAUGCCCAGAGAAUAACUAUUGUGUCUCCCUUAGUCAUAUAUCCUGCCUUUCUAGCACUGUGCUGCUGCCCCAAGGAACCAGGAGCUGCAUGUUCCUUGUAUAUUAUACAAGAGCAGAACUAUCACAUUAAGUGUUUGACUUGCGAUGCCCUUGCCAAAAGUGGUUUGCCACAUGGCGUUGGUGACCACUUGGUUUCCUUAUUCCUUUCUGGUUUUCUCAUCAUGAUGGAGACUGAACUUACAGUGGAUUCCACGUAGCACCUCUGCCUGCAUUGUGAGAGUGCCAUCAAUUAUAUAUUUAAAUCAGAAUAUAUAUCUAUCUGCCUAUAAAACGAUGUUUCCUACCUGGAUGAUUGAAUUGCACUUUUUCUUUUGUGUGUUUCUCUUAGGUUGCCUUGGAGAAGGUUUUCAAUUUUGCCGUUUCGAAUAUAUUUGAGACGAGAGUAGCAGGACGGAUGGUGGCUGACAUGUGCCGAGCUGCCGUGAAAGUGAGACCUUAUUCUUUCCCUCCUUUCAGCCUUUCUUGGUUGAGAUGCAAACCAAGGAGUAACCUUAGCUGCUCUGUUUUUGCUGGCCCUGGAAUAUUUGCCAGUUCUAUCUGUGCUUGUGGGCCUUAAAUUGCACAUUAUCUUACCCAGCCAUUCAUGCCUUCCAGAAUCAAGGCCAGUAAUCAGAGGCAGAUUUCUAAUUAUUGCUGUAGGAUGCUCAUUAUCUUUAAAGCAUACAAAUUUCCAUGCUUGCAAAGAGAUCUUAAUGUAGAACUUGAUUCUUUGUGACAUUUCAGUGCUGUCCUGAGGAGUCUUUGAAGCUCUUUGUACCCCAUUGCUGCAGUGUUAUAACACAUCUUACUCUCAGUAAGUGUCAAUGAUUUUACAUUGUUUUGUGACUGGCUUGUGUUUGACUGUGUGUGUUUGCCUGUUUAUAAUGUGGUUUGUUUGUUUGUUUGUUUAUUAAUUACUGCUAUCUGGAGGAUAUUUUGCAUGUUUAUAUUUCACUGUUUUCCCAAGCUGCUCAGGGCAACAUACAUGGCUCCACCUGCUAUUUUUAUUAUCACGACAACCCCUGUUGUAAGCAGGUGAGGAUUCGAAAUCUCCAGUGGCCCGUGCUCACCCAGUGAUCCAGGUGACCCACUGGGAUUUUUAACAUAGAUCUCCCCAUUUCAAAUCCAGCACUCUAACCACACCUGCACUCUGGCAACAUUUACGUAAUGUUUUCAUGUGCAAUUCCUUCCUAACUUCCCUGGGAUCUAGUGAUGAAGGGCAGUAUAUAAAUCAAAUAAAUACUUUGUUGUUGUUGUUUAGUUGUUUAGUCGUGUCCGACUCUUCGUGACCCCAUGGACUAGAGCACGCCAGGCCCUCCUGUCUUCCACUGCCUCCCGCAGUUUGGUCAAACUCACGUUCGUAGCUUCAAGAACAAUGUCCAACCAUCUCGUCCUCUGUCAUCCCCUUCUCCUUGUGCCCUCCAUCUUUCCCAACAUCAGGGUCUUUUCCAGGGAGUCUUCUCUUCUCAUGAGGUGGCCAAAGUACUGGAGCCUCAGCUUCAGGAUCUGUCCUUCCAGUGAGCACUCAGGGCUGAUUUCCUUCAGAAUGGAGAGGUUUGAUCUUCUUGCAGUCCAUGGGACUCUCAAAUAAAUACCAAACUACUGUAAUUCCAGAAGAUUAGCUGAGUAUGACUGUAGCUAAAGCCAAAAAAGGGUUCUCACGCCUUUUUUUUAUUUUACGGUAGCAGAUUAUUGGAUGCUGCUUCCUGGUCCUGCCUUACUGGCUUGCAAAGGGAGCAUGGUUGGGACCUGCUCUUUCGACGCACUUCAUUUGUUUCAGUUUCAAAGCAGCAUCUGGGCAAGGAAGAGAUUCGGAUAAGCUGUUCCGCACUUCUUGCCUCGAACCCUUAUCUUUGCUUCACAGCGCUCCUGUCGUGUGUGCACCACAUGGCAGCAAAUGUGUUUGUCACUCAGUUUAUAUGCUGGAGAAAGCUGUAGCCGUUCCCAGUUCCUUAAUUCAUGUACCCAUUCCAUCACGGCAUCCCGUUGCAUCGGAAGCAGUUUAGUCAUGCUGGCCACAUGACCCGGGAAGCUGUCUGUGGACAAACACGGGCUCCCUCGGCCUGAAAGCGAGAUGAGCGCCACAACCCUGUAGUUUCCUUUGACUGGACUUAACCGUCCAGGGGUCCUUUACCUUUUUACGCCUUAAUACACAGUAGGAAACACGUUAGACACAAGUGCUUUGAAAGCCAGGCAAACCUGGCAUUACAACCAAGUAUACCUUUGACAGAGAGUUGCAAGCCAAUCUUGGUCCCAGGGCAAGUGUACUUGUGUGUUACAUGUAGACGUGAGCACAUGUUUGUUGCAUUCAUAAGCAACAGUUUUUGAGUAGUCCUUAGUCUCCCACCUUUUUAAAGUUCUCAUUCCCCCCACUCCACCCGCCUUCUGGGCAGUGGAAGAGGGAGAUUCAACCUAAUGGGGGCGGGGGCGGGAAUGCAUCUGUUAGGGGGCUUUGUAGGAAAGAGAGACUUCAGUACACCAAUUAAAACCAAAGCUAUCCACACAGAGUCUUUGCCCAAAACAACCAUGAGCUUUGCCAGCAACAGCCUUAGAGCAUUUAAGCCCCUGAAGUGCUGGCACUAUUUUGUAUUUUGUUUUUUACUAUUAUUGUUAUUAUUAUUAUUAUUAUUAACCCUUUUAUUGGCAUCACAUACAACAUCCAAAACAAAUCAAUACAGAAUUACCACUUCCCCAGUGGCACAAAACAUUUGCUAAAAGUAAUGAGGCAGAGCAGUCUGUCGUCACAUCUCAUGGUCUCCUGGGAGAUCAGACGUCUGCAGUGUAUUUCGACGACAAAAAACCAAAUAGAGAUAUUUCGCCACUAACUUGGUGAGCUCCUGAUCAUUCCCCAGUAAUAGAAAAUGCAUGACCUCUGACUCUGGUUUCCAUUUGAGGAUACAGAGUUGAUCUAGAAAUUGCUGGCGGAGAUCAGCAUAUAGUUUACAAUUGAGAACCACAUGUGUAAGGGUUUCCACCAGGUCAGUUGUGCAGUUUUUAUUAGUUUUAUCAGCUUUUGUCUAAUGACUAAUGCUUCAGCUGAGUGCUAUUAUGGAAGACAACUGAGAGCAGGAAAGGGUGCAUUUAACUGGGUUUGUUCAGUUUCUAAGGUUUGAGUUGCCAUUGUCGUGCCUGCAGGCACAGUGGUGGCCUUGAGGACUUCACCUGAUUUCUGUGAAUCCUGUCGCUGUCCUCUUUGUUAUGAGGCAAUGAGUGUGGCUACCUCUUCCCCUCACCGCAGAAAGUUCAUUUUGCUGGAGGAGGAAGUUGGGGCAGAAGCCAACACUCAUUCUUCUGCUUUUCUAGGCUCGGAUCAGUACCUAAGCAGACUGAGAAAGUAGGGAGGGAAAGGGAUCUGGGAGACAGGGGAAAGGAAAACCGGGGUGGGUGGGAUGAGGCGUUGGAAGUGUGGUGUUGCCGAAGUCAGAAAAGGAAUUGCUUGUAUGCCAGAGAGAAAGUGACUACACAUGCCGGAUCCAGUAAAAUGGGUCCUUUUGAAGAUUUGUGAGGGGGUUUCUGCACACACUCUGGCAAAUCAAAUCACAGAUCACAUCAGCCUUCAUUGACUUAACUGUACAAAAAUAAUAAUCACAAAUUUAGUGCUUUCCAGUGUUUCUAGCUUGUUCAAAAACAUUGAUUCAAGGAGUAUAACCCACUGCAGGAGGCAGUGGAAGGCAGGAGUGCCUGGCGUGCUCUGGUCCAUGGGGUCACGAAGAGCCGGACACGGCUAAAUGACUAAACAACAACAUAGCUAUAAUUUUUACAAGAGAUCCCCUUAAACCACCAUCACAUCACGUGUUGCCUUUGGAUCACAUCUCUGUUAUGUGAUUUGUUGGUGGGCUUCUUUCCAUCCUGUGCAAAAGCCAUGAAUAUGCUUUUUUUAAAACAACAGCAACAACAACUUGUUAUGUUGACCAUAAGAAAUUGCUGAUGAAAAGUGGAAUAACAUUAUAACUUGAUGCUUUCCCCCCCAGAUGAUGAUGUCUUGCGUGAUGAAGAGUUAGAUAAAGAGCUCCUCUGGAACCUUCAGCUUCUGUCGGAGGUAUUGUAGAGAAUGCUGCUUUUAAUGCUUUAUUUUCCAACUGUGUACUUGAUCCAUACUUAGUUUCGGUAAAAAAAUCGAGUACUUUUAAAUAAAUGCUUUUCUAUGCAGAACCUUCUAUGUGAUGUAUACACAGGGGGAAGCCUGUGAGCAUUGUGACUGAGAAUAAACUGUCUAGACAGAGUGGAAGGUGUUGUGUCAAAUUACCCCAGUGCAGUGCCUGCUGUCCUGUUUUGAGCAGUGACAGCUAGAUCCUUAUUUUAUCCUGAAGGACGAGCGGGGAGACAAAAGCUUCCCUAUCAAGGUUGCAGCUGCAGUGCUUUAAGUGGGAACACAGCAGUUGCAGCAUUGCUCCCAGAUGUUCAUCCUGUGGGGAACGUAAUGGCACAUGAAAACUUCUCAUUGCCACACCCUUUUCCUUCAGCCCAUUGCGACGGAUUUCCUUUGGAAAUUCACUUUAUUCUUCUUCUUUACCUUUAUAUCCAACUGUUAAACCGAGAUGCUCAAAACAGCAUAUAUGCAGUUUGCAGGUGGGGUUGUCCUGCUUUAGCCAAAGCUAGCAGUCCUAAGUUCACUCACGAGGGCAAUCUAAAAGGCAAGGUCUGGCCAGGGUCUGAAGUCAAAUCCUUGGGGCAAUGCAAAAGCCAAGUUCCAAGAGCAGUUCCAGGUGCUGCAAGGGGGUGCCUGAGAGUCACACAGAUUCAGUUAAGAGCAAAUGGAUCCAAUGGAUCCAAACUAAAAGAAAGAAGAUUCCACCUAAACAUUAGGAAGAACUUCCUGACAGUAAGAGCUGUUCGACAGUGGAAUUUGCUGCCAAGGAGUGUGGUGGAGUCUCCUUCUUUGGAGGUCUUUAAGCAGAGGCUUGACAACCAUAUGUCAGGAGUGCUCUGAUGGUGUUUCCUGCUUGGCAGGGGGUUGGACUCGAUGGCCCUUGUGGUCUCUUCCAACUCUAUGAUUCUAUGAUUCUAUGAUUCAAAGGGCUCCAAAAAAAUCAAGUAAAACUUGCAACGGGCACGUUUGGUGGGGCUGGGUUGGUACCUGGGUCCUAUUUAGAGUAGCUGCAGCACUCAAAAUGCAAAAGAUGCAUUGAUUUUCUCUUCCAGAGCUUGUGUUCCUGUGUGUCGCGUUCCUAUUUUGUUGAUGAUAUAUUUAAUUUCCGAUGUUUCAACUCUUUGGCUAGAUCACUCGUGUGGAUGGGAAGAAGUUGCUGCCGUACAGGGAGCAGCUUUUGAAGAUUCUACAGCGAACCCUCCAUUUAACCUGUAAGCAGGGUUACAUUCUGUCUUGUAACCUACUGCACCACCUUCUUCGUUCUGCUACACUUAUCUACCCCACAGAAUACUGCAGUGUGCCAGGUGGCUUUGACAAGCCUCUUUCUGAAUACUUUCCUAUCAAGGCAAGGAUUUUAACUUACUUAGGAUUAGAGAAUUCCCCUUCCCCCCACCUCUCUCUCUUUCUCUUUCUCUCAAAAAGAAUCUAAACUAUUAUUUUAUUUGCGUUUAUUUGAGGAUUCACCUAACCCCCAGCAGCGAUGGAAAGUGUAAUUGAAAGAUGCAGUGCCAAUCUUUAACAGAAAUUUUAUGUUUAUGCUUUUGCUCUCUCUAGCACAUGCCACCUCAAGGGAACGGGCAUUUAACGCACCAAAAAAAUAGUCUCUAGAAGUGAAAGCUUAAUGUUAAAUGCAUUGUCGAUCAGCUCAUUAUCUAGGGGCUGCCUCAAACGAUGUCUCUGCACUGUUCUCCACAGUGUGUGUAAAGGAUGCAACCUCUUUCACUACAUGUGUGCCAGUUCUCCAUUGAAGUUAUAUGCAGCAUACUGUCAAUCAAAGAUUUCUUCUUGUGUAUUGUAUUGUACUCUGCAGUACAUUCGGAAGUUGAAUGCCUUGCAAGACGAACGUUUUGGCUCCCGGAUGCCGCAAAUCCGGAAGUGAUUGUCCCGGUUUGCGAACGUUCUUUGGAACCCGAACGUCCAUUGCGGCUUCUGAUGGGCUGCAGGAGCUUCCUGCAGCCCAUCGGAAGCUGCGCCUUGGUUCCCGAACUUUUUGGAAGUCGAACUGACUUCUGGAACGGAUUCUGUUCGACUUCCGAGGUACGACUGUAUACACAAAGUGCACCUAUUGGUCUUGCAACAUGUGAAGCUACUUGGAGCGCCCAAUUUCAUACAAAACUUUAGGGUGCAAAUCAGAAGCCGGCUCUGGUUAAUUUUCACCGAUUCAAGUGAUACCUUUUGUCCAUCUUCGCGGUCCAGAUCAUUCCUAGGCAUGUGUAAUGUAAUCAGUAUAGAUAGGAGCAGUUUUCACCAUUAUGUUGGCAUCAUUCCCGGCAUGAUUGUCAGAUUUUACACGCUGCCGGUGUGAGUGCAUGUCCAAAGAUGGUUAGGACUGCUUGUCAGUACGAAAAACAUAGGGCAAACCUGCUUACUGUGUUAGGCCACAGUGGGUUCAUGGCAGCUGAAUCUGAAAUGAUCUCCCACGUCCAACAACUUUAGCCGUUGGUGGUUAUUUUGUACAGUCCUAAAAUACCUGUUACAUUUGAUACUUUUUUUGUGGAAAAAUGGUUGACGCCCAAGGAAGAAACAGUGAAGCAUUAUAUUAAAACACAAAAGAAUAAUAAAUCAAAAUAAAGUGACAGCAACAUUGAUUCUCACUGGAACUAAAAACAGGUGGCAAUAAGUUACUGUUUUUAAUAUGUGGGCAGUAACCGUGUUGUCAACUAGGCAGCAGUGUUUAAGAAAAAUAAUUGCUGCUACCUUGGACUGGCUGAAACCUGGCAAGUGAGGCGCCUGCUUGUCUCUUGAAAAGUCUGUGUUAAAGGAGCAACUCAAGGACUGUUGCCUGCUUUUUGGUCCUUGAUGAAAAUUGCACUAUUUAUUUGUUUAUGCCCUACCCUUUUCCCUGAUGGGACUCAAGGCGGUAAGAGAGCCAGUAAAAUCAUAGAAAAAGCAAUAAUUAAAAGCAAUUAAACAUUUUUAGAAGUAAAACCACAUAGAAUCUAUAAAAAUCAUGCGACUAAUUACAAUAAAGGCAGUUAAAAGCAGUCAGUUCCCAAAAGCGUAUUGGAACAAAAAACGAUUCAUCUGCUGGUGGAAGGACCAUAAGGAGGGAGCCUGUCUAACUUUUCUGGGGAGGCAGUUCCAAAGUCUGCGAACAUUAUUCUGGCUGGAACAUGUCCUUGAACUGUGAUCAUGCCUCUUGUUUGUUUCUAUGGGAGGUGGAGCCUACUAUACAAAGAUAACAUUUAAAUUAUUAGCUCCACCCAGUUUUGCCUAUUUUCCCUCCCACCACUUUCAUGUGGCCAUUGGAAGGCUGUCCAGAAGGGCCGAAAAAGGUUGCUAGUGAGCUUUAUUUUCAAAAUUUGCUGCAAGGCUCUCCUCUCAGUUAUCCCAAAUUGUUACCUUCUAAGAUAUUUUUGUGUGUGAUGCGUUCCUCUUGCCCAGGGCACCUGGUGCCAACCCUCUUUUGUCUAUAGUAAAUAUUACCCUCAUGUGUAACAUGUGAUAUGUUUACCUUUCUCACUAAGUGCGCAAUGCGCACUCUUCUCUUAUGUUUACAGGACUGGGGGAAGCCGGGGGAUCUAUGGAAACUUGACAUCCAAUGGCAUGUUCCUUCAGCCGAAGAGAUCGCUUUUUCCUUUGAGUUGCUGGAUUCCUUUCUGCAGCCGGAACUUGACAAGCUAGGAAGCUAUGCAGAUGGAAAUCUUGAAAUGUCCAGGUUUGUAGAAGUGUAUUUGGUGGCUGGGUUUUUCUCAAGAGUUUAACAGACAGGCACAUUUUGGGUUGGCAAUAUUUGCACAGAUAGACUGGCUGUCAGCUUGCAGAGGGGCUUGGUGGGUGUUCUGCAAACCUGAUGUGGUUGCAGACACAUCUUUAUUGUGCAGUUCAGCCAAUUCAGCUUCUUGGCGUAUGCAUUAAUUUGCUGGUACCCCUGAUAAUCUGCUCAUCUGUUGUGUGAAUGUGUUUCACUUGGAUUCUUGAAGAUUUUGGCUUGCCGAAGUCCUCCUGGUGACUUUGUAGUUGAGGACUUCCCAGUUCAGAACAUUUGUACUUGCAUAUCAAAAAUGUAACAUGUGAAAUGCCCUCCAGUAAUGAAUCGUGUGUGGCUCCCGGUUUGAACUGGAGCAUUCCCAACUGCCACAUAAUGGGUUCAUGCAAGGUUCCACUUAAAGAAUAAAGCUUCCCCUUUGCCCCCUGCACUCCCCACCCCAAAAUCUGUUCUGCAUAAGUUCGAUCAUAGGAUGACUUUGUUAAAUGCGACCCUAUAUAGGGAGCCAGUGUGGUUUAGUGCGAAUAUACCUGUCCAGGUAAAUGAGAUCCAGGUUCUAAUUUCUGCUCAGUCAUGGAGCUUGCUAGUACUGAGUUGAUUUAAAUCAAGUUUCCUGUUUAUGCUACUUGGUGUAUUUUCUCAACAAAGCUUACGCUCUAAGUAACUAGAGGUGGGAAACGUCUGAGCAGUGGGACAGAUGUGCCCCUCUGGGCAUCCCUAUCCCCUGCUUGCCCUUUGCCCUCCAGUGUGGCAAUUAGGCUUAAGAACCGCCUCCCUUGGAGUCAGUGGGACAAUAUUUUCAAGCUAGUUGCCGCCCGUGCGGCAGGUUCAGAGUGGUGUUGCAUUUGGAGGGGGAAGGGUUAACACAGUUCUCCGGAUGCAGGUCAGCAUGAAGAGAGAGAGAGCCAGUUGUCAGUGAAGUUAACUUUUUAUUAAAGGAAACGGAUCUACAACUCGGCGACCUUUCCCAGUAGCUCUUGCCCCUUUGGCGCAGUUGCCAGGAAUGAAGGUCCCUGCCUUCCAUAUCUCUCCACAAGGCUCCUCCUUGCCUGGAUGUUUCCCAAGCUGUAUUAAACUGCUUUUGCGCACCUCUGGCUUCUGUCCUGCCCUCCUGAUUAUUCCAUGCAUUCUUGGAGUGGGAUGGGGUGGAGUGGCGAACUUGUUGCAGCAGGAGAGGGAUCCUUCAGCUGCCUCUUGAACCCCCUCCUCUGCUUCAGCCUCGAGGUCUGAACUGCUCCCCAUCACAGGCUCUUCCUGCUCUCUAAACCCUGUUGCCACUCCAGCAUCCGGCACCUUCUCCCAAUCUUCUCCGGCUGACCUGUGUCCCCUCAUCUCUUCCCUGGCUCGUAAGCCUUCCUUCCCUGGGGUUUCCCCAGCAUGUACCUCUCACAACUCAUCCUGCCAGUCCCUGCGCAAUGCAGUCCCCUUGGGAGAUCACAUAACCCUCCAGCAACUUAAGUUUGAAAAAUCUCCAGUGCUCUUUUAAAAUCCAAUUGUUGCUGGCGUGUGUGGUUUGUGUGUCGGAUCUGGGAGAUUAUGCACUGUGCUAUAAAUGAGUCUGUAGCUGCAGUAGUCAUAUUUUCCAGACUUCUGGGAUUCAGGAAUUGCGUGAUUACCCAAGAGUACCCUCUAGUGGGCAUGUCUGCAAAUAACCCUCUCUCCACCUAAAACUAGGUUUGCUUACCUUAAAUAUUGAAAUACAUUUAACAUUUGCUUUCAGAGAUGAUGUGCAGCAGUGUCUUUCUAUAGUACACAAUUGCCUGAUCGGGUCCGGGAACAUUCUGCCACCUCUGAAAGGAAACAGAGUAGAGCACCUGUAAGUACACUUUGUUUUGCGCAGGUAAUGCAUAUGUAGAGUGGCCUAGAGAAAAAAUCACACGCUGAUACCUGCCGAUGUCACAAAGGAUUGUGUAAAACUUGUAUUAGUUUUACACUAGAAUCAUAUGUACUCAGAACACCCAAUACAUCCCAUAGUGACUAGUCAGAGAGAGAGAGUCACCGUGUUUUGAAGCUCUGCUUUUCAUCAGCAAGUUCUCUUCGCACUGGGUGGCUGAAAACUUUCUCCUGACCAAAGCCACUGAAUAACUGAUGGUUCAGUCUAUACAUAGAACCCUACAGUUGAAAGGAAUUCCUGAAGAUCGUCUAGACCAACCCCCUGCAAUGCAGGAAUAUGCAGAUGUCCCAUAAGGGGAUCGAUCCUGCAACUUUGGCAUUAUCAGCACCAUGCUCUAACCAACUAAGCUCUUCCUCCUGCCUGCUCAGAAGUAAGCUCCAUUGAGUUCAGUGGGACUUACUCCCAAGUAAGUGGGCAUAGGAUUGCAGCAUACAUUGGUUUCUCAUAAAGAAAUAAUGCCUCCUGCACUUAGUUUUUUGAAAUCUAUUUAUGUGUCUGUUUUGUAGUUGCUAUCUCAGGGAAUCUGAAGGAUAUAGUGAUGUCUGUCCUACACAAAUGUUCAUCUGUCCACUCACUGAGUUGUGGCAGGUAAUAAGUAAUAGACCCCAUAGCAAGCUAAGGGGGAAAGCUUCUCAUAUGGAAGAAAACAUUCUUGUAAAGGUGCUACCAUAAUUUCCUUAUUUAGCACAUACCUAUUGCCGUAGACCUAAACUAGUCAAACAUCUCACCAAAAUACAACUUGUGGGAAUCAUUGGUUUUUUUUUUAAUGCAUUUAUAAACUGCUGUUUAUGAGUAAUUUUAAGGCUUGUUUAUAAAAAAUAGAAGCAUAAAGUAAAAUUUAAAAAUGCAAGCAAAACAAGCAACAGAUGAAUACUAAUUAAAAGUGUUAUAAAACUGAUGUCUAUCCAAGUUUUUUGUGCUGUCUCUUGGACCCCCAAAGUGGCUCACGAGCAUUAAAAACAAUAAAACGUAACAUACAGAAAUCCCAGCAACUGAAGCCUGGCCUGGCCUCUCUGUCUUGCCAGCUUUCUUAAGGCUUUUAUUCAAUUACAGAAAAUCAUAGUAGCAGCUGUUCUUAGCCUUCAUAAAUGUUAACAAUGAUUAAACGCAUUUGGGAAAGUGCAUCAGAUGUUUUGUUUCAAUGGUGCGGAUGCAUUGUAUGUCCUGCAGGGUCCCAAGCCUAGUGUCUUUAGAAGAGAUCAAACUCUAUACUGGUGUUGACUAUGGUAAGUUGGUUCCAUAUUUUGUAUUUUGUGUUGCGUACCAGUACAAAAAGGGACGCAGGUGGCGCUGUGGGUUAAACCACAGAGCCUUGGACUUGCUGAUCAGAAGGUCGGCAGUUCGAAUCCCCGCAAUGGGGUGAGCUCAUGUUUCUCAGUCCCAGCUCCUGCCCACCUAGCAGUUCGAAAGCACGUCAAAGUGCAAGUAGAUAAAUAGGUACCGCUCUGGCGGGAAGGUAAACGGCGUUUACAUGCACUGCUCUGGUUCACCAGAAGCGGCUUAGUCAUGCUGGCCACAUGACCCGGAAGCUGUACACCGGCUCCCUCGGCCAAUAAAGCGAGAUGAGCGCCACAACCCCAGAGUCGGUCACGACUGGACCUAAUACUCAGGGGUCCCUUUACCUUUACCUUUUACCAGUACAAAAACUAAUCAGCCUGAAUUACGUACUCCAGUAUUUGGGACACAUAGAUGUACAUGUGUGGCAUUGUAUUGGACACUGAAAAGGAUGGGGAAGUUCCUGUUUACAUACCAGGGACAUGUGUGCAAUGGAGAUAGUGUGUGUGUAAAUAUAUGCCUAAUGAACAUAGGCAUGCACGUAUGUGUGUUUGUAUGGAUCCUUUCAUGCCCUCCAUCUAGUACUGUUCGAUGAAAUCUGCCUUUGUGUUUAUUUUGGCAUGUCUGCUUUCCAGUGACCUGCAUCUUGCAGCAUCAUGUAAUGUAGAGCUAUCAGUAACGUUACUAUGAGUAAUGACUGGUCUUACCUUAUCUAGAUCUGUCAAGAGCGAAUUACAGGGAAUCCAUCAGCAAAAUCACAAGGAAACUGCUACGUAAGUGCGUUUUUAGUCAUUUCUUUUUGUCCUCCUGCACCUGUACUAUGGCUUAAGGUUUGUAGUUCAAUGCAGAUUUAAAAUCUAAUUUUGGCGAUGGAAGUGGAAACAUAAUAAACAGUCAAUCACGAUUUACGCCUGCUUCCAUUCUUAUAUAAAGCAUUUGAGCUUAAAUAAAGUGUCCAGUAGUGUAUGAACUAACACUUUUAAGUUGUCCUACUGAAUUGGAUUUUCCUUUCUACCACGAUAGAUUAUAUACUUGACCAUUCGGAGGAUGAUACAAAGUCUUUGUUUCUCAUCAUAAAGGUAAAGCCAUAACGUCUGGCAUGUUUUCUAACAUUUUAAGCUGGGCGGGUGGAUUUGCUCUAUAUAAUGCAAGUUCUUGUUUUGCAGAUCAUUGGGGACCUUUUACAUUUCCAAGGGUCACACAAGCAUGAGUUUGAUUCGCGGUGGAAAAGCUUCAACUUGGUGAAAAAAUCAAUGGAGAACAGGGUUUGUAUUUUAGCCUAUCUAAAGUGGCAUUUCUGAAGCUCUCAGGAAGAAAUUAUGGGCUACAUAGGACCUUAAAGGUACCCCUGCCCAUCAGGGCCAGUUGUGACCAACUCUAGGGUUGCACGCUCAUCUCGCUCAAGAGGCCGGGAGCCGGCGCUGUCUGAAGACACUUCCGGGUCACGUGGCCAGCGUGACGAAGCUGCAUCUGGCGAGCCAGCACCAGCGCAGCACACGGAAACAUAGGACCUUAACUUAAUAUUAAUUGUUUACGAAGCAAAUUGUCGAUACUUUUUUUCAGCACUAACACCCCCCCCCCAAUGAUAUUCAGGAAAAUAUCCUAGCAGUUCAUGUUGUUGAAAAAAAUGUAUUCAUAUUAAUGUCAGGAUGUUGUCGUACAAUCUUUCAGAAUAAAUGAACCACAUUCAGAAGGCAGAGGGGUGGGGGUGGGGUAGGAAUAUAGUUGUUGUGCAAUAGUUAUACUUGCCCUGUUAGCUAGGGAUGAUGGGAGUUGUAGUCCAAAAACAGCUGGAGGGCCAAGUUUGGCCAUCACUGGAAUAGGAGGUUGAUGCUGAAUUGAACCGCUGUUAAUUGCACAGCUGCCAAUCAUUGCAGCAGACCCAUUGUGAAACAGGACACAUUUUCUGAGAAAAUUUGCCCAACUGUAUGCACUUGAAGGGCAGUAAAGGGGGAACAGGUGGUGCUGUGUUCUAAACCACUGAGCCUCUUGGGCUUGCUGAUCAGAAGGUUGGCGGUUCGAAUCGGCGCAACGGGGUGAGCUCCUGUUGCUCUGUCAGUGUUAGACACUGUAAAGCAGCAACUGAUAAUCUCACCUGCCAGUUGCCAUCUUUGAAUAGGGUUUUCUUUGUUGCUAACCAGUAGGACAUACUGAGAAAGACGAACUGAGAAAAUGAGGAAAAAGCAGGAAGCUGAUUUCGAACAUGUAUAACUGUUUUCAUGUACUUAACGGGUUUGCUUGCUUGUUUUCAGCUUCAAGGCAAAAAACAGCAUAUCAGAGCACUGCUGAUUGACAGAGUCAUGUUGCAGCACGAGGUAAUGCACCUUUCUUUACAACCAGUGUUUGCUUGUUGGUUACCUUUGAAUUUGUAAAAAAGUUGAAGCCUUGUUGUUUACGCAUGUUCCUUACAUUUAUAACGUGGACACACACAAAUGCACAUGUAUUCUAAUUUAGCCUUUUCUGUUUAGCUAAGAACACUCACUGUUGAAGGCUGUGAGUAUAAAAAAGUACACCAAGACUUGAUCAGGGACCUCCUGCGUUUGUCCACAAGUUCAUAUGGCCAGGUAAGCAUAUGUUGGGUAUGUCAAUUUUCUGCAGUCAGGGUGUUAAUGGGGUUGGCUUUCAAACUAGUGUUUGCAGGUCAUACAGAUCUGUUCUGUUUUUAGGGCAAAAACCUACACGAAGGCACUGUGUGCUAGCUUUCUUCCUGUCAGUGAUAUUCUUUCGGUUUGGCAAAAGACUGGCCACUUUUUCAACCACUGCCAUUCUCGUCAGGAGCAAUGACGCCAGCUCUGUUAGGGUUUGACAUAUUUCAAAAAGUAAAAACCAGGACACCCCGAAAGCUGUUGAAAAAAGGGGGGGGGAGAUGGGCAGUUCCAUUCACAUGGCAUAGGGAUUGCCCUUCUCCUCCUCUGCAGAUGCUUAGCUAAUGCAGGCUUCCUCAAACUCAGCCCUCCAGAUGUUUUGAGACUACAAUUCCCAUCAUCCCUGACCACUGGUCCUGCUAGCUAGGAAUCAGGGGAGUUGUAGGCCAAAAACAUCUGGAGGGCCGAGUUUGGGGAAGCCUGGGCUAAUGGCUAGUGGUUCCUGUCCCUCGUGGCAUAAUCCAAAGGGGGAGACUCAUAAAAUGCCAGGAGUCAGCCUGAAACGCAAGCAAGUGCGGAAAAACAUUCAUUAAUUGAAGUUUAUAGUUCCUGUCUUCAGCUUUUGUGCAACUGUCUGUGUUUGUUGUUUCUUUAGGUCAGAAACAAAGCUCAGCAUGCGUUCUUCACAGCCCUGGGGACUUACAACUUCUGUUGCAGGGACAUCAUUCCUUUGGUUCUGGAGUUUUUGCGGCCAGAUGGGCGCGAUGUCACCCAGCAGCAGUUUAAAGUAAGCCAGGCGCUUCUUCAGUCUCUUCAUAGGCUCCUGUUUUGUAUUAUGUGAUGCACAUAUUAACGGGCUUGUGAAGUUGUGCUAGCAUGACUUUGAAGUGGUGGCGUGACUUGUAAGUAGCAGUAUGUAGUGAAUUGCAGUAAUCAUGAAAAACAAAUGACACUAAUGUCAGUGUACCAAAGACUUGCCUUCUCCCCUGAAUCUAAUGUGUUUCCCAUGUUCUUCAGAGAUUGCCGUUUUAUUAAUACCUUCUGCAAACCCUGAGCACAGACACCUUUCUAAAUCAUUGUAACAUGGACUGGUUUGAAUGUGGGGUGAGAUGGGAGGGUGGAGUUUUUAUCCAGUAGAACGGGCUCAAGGAACUUAGUCUUCCUUAUUUAGUUAAACUCUUAGUUAUGAAAUGCAUUAGAUUGGAUGUGGUAACAAAAGGACUGGAACAAUGUUUCUGUAAAGGGGAGUCAUUUAUUAUUUUUACUCUGCUCUUCAGCUGAAAAUAUGAAGCCCAGAGUGGCUUUCAUGAGAUACAGUGGUACCUCAGGUUACAUACGCUUCAGGUUACAUACGCUUCAGGUUACAGACUCCCCUAACCCAGAAAUAGUGCUUCAGGUUAAGAACUUUGCUUCAGGAUGAGAACAGAAAUCGUGCUCCGGCGGCAGCGGGAGGUCCCAUUAGCUAAAGUGGUGCUUCAGGUUAAGAACAGUUUCAGGUUAAGAACAGACCUCUGGAACGAAUUAAGUACUUAACCUGAGGUACCACUGUUCAGUAUAAAACAUGCCACAAAGGAAAAUGGGAUGACAAGGAAAACAACAUAAGGAAAACAACCAAUUUUUUAAAACCACAUUCAUUCCAUUAACUGUGUUCCGUCAACUUUUUGCAUUAGUUGGGGGCUUGUGGGACUGAGAGACGUGCAACUGCAAAUAUUUCCUCUUUUCCAUUUAGUUAGUUGUGAAGAAGAAUAUUAUCUGAAUGUAGAGCAAUAGCUUAGAAGAACAAGCUUCUGCACUGUGUCUGCAGCCUUGGAAGAGUGAAGCAAGUGCUUCUAAGAUGAAAGAGCUGCUUUUAAAAAGUAAUGUCAGAAGCGUAUAGGGUGUAAUUCAGCAUCACGGUGUUACGGACAUUCGGUUCUGCAAACAUUGCAGCUUGCCAGAUAGAAUGAUCCCCCUGAACAUUAUUCCGGAGAUUUUCUCAAACCCCUCCCCCCCAAAAGCCAAUUUUGGGCAUGUGGAGUGGUGGGAGCCCUGUUACACAAGCAGAAGUCCUUGCACAGGGCUUCUGCUGAUGGGGCACAUUAGAAACCCUGUCCCUAUUGAGUAUGCUGCAUAUUUACUGUUAGGUAAAAUGAUGCAGGAACUUUUCCUUGCCGCUGCCUCAUAGAAUAAAUCACCUAAAUUAGUGUUUCUGAAAUGACAACUGUAUAGACGACUCUGUAGGCACCUAACAGUACACAUACUUUACUGCAGUUCUUUGAAGCUAUGCAAUCAAUUCUAGGUUAAUAAAUGUGUCCUCAAACCUCUUUUCUGUAGGGUGCCUUGUAUUGCCUUCUUGGAAACCACAGUGGGGUGUGUCUGGCAAAUCUUCAUGACUGGGACUGCAUUGUCCAAACCUGGCCUGCAAUAGUCUCUUCUGGACUUAGCAAAGCAAUGUCUCUGGAAAAACCAUCCAUAGUCCGACUAUUUGAUGACCUUGCAGAGAAGAUUCAUCGGCAGUAUGAAACAAUAGGAUUGGAUUUUACAGUAAGCAUGAAAGAUCUUCUUCACUAAGCAACUGUUAGGAAUAACUGGAUGAAGGGAUUGCCAGCGGUUGCAUGAUGAUCCUGGAACCCAGUAGCGGCAUGUGCGAGUCUUGAGGGUGGGCCACCAGGGCCAAUCAAACUGGGUUCAAGGUAGUGCUUCAUUCAUUCCUGCUUCCAACGUUAUGCCGGCAGAGUGAUUGCCGUCAUGAAUGAAAACCGUUUGCAUGCUAGGCAACCAAGUAAUUUUUGUGCACAAAAAUUAAACGGUUCCCACAGGAUUCGUGAAACUGGGGGCUCAGGACAGUAUGCCAGCAGAGAAAUGUGUACCAGCCGCUCCUCAUAACUGAUUUACCAUCCAGAAUAGACCCCGCUCGGUUUUUGUGUUCCUGCUGGACGAUUGUGCUGCCAGUGGUAAUGCACAAAAUGGGUCAAAUAGGCUUACAUCUGGUGCAGGGCUUGCUAUGGAAUGGAUGUGCUACAGUCAAGGAGCUUCCAGAUCAAAGCAGCAGGCAGUUGCUGCGUUUUCAUGGGUGACGCAUCAGCAGAUCUUUGUAACCUGCUCUGGGAGCCUUUUUUGGUUGCAAAGCAGAGGGAAAUACCACAGGGACCCAUGAAGAGGCAUGUAUGAGGCCCACACUUUAAACCCCUGUCUGCACUUACCAUGAAACUCACAGCCCAGAUACUGUGGGAAGCACAUAGCUGAACACCCAGGUACAUGCAGCAGUGGUGAAUUGUGGAGCUACUCGGAGCAUGAAGAAGCCCUUAUGACAUGUAUUUAGUUACGUGUUGGGGAGCCACAGCUAAUGAUUUAAUUCUGUAUUGUUUUUAACACUCGAUUGGGAGCCGCCCAGAGUGGCUGGAGAAACUCAGCCAGAUGGGCGGGGUAUAAAUAACAAAUUAUUAUUCUUAUUCUUAUUAUUAAUGACUAGGUGCCUCUAAGAUAAUUACUACAGGAACAGAACAUUUGGGUGGUUGUUAUAUGAGGUGUUUCUGACAGGGAUGUGAAAAUAUAACUUUUAAAGCAUUUGUGCAGUUACAGUUUUCAAAAAGGCCAAAUUCCUAUGGGAGAGUGGAGAGGAAGAUGCAGUGCAGAGAUACCGUAUUUUUCGCCCUAUAGGGCGCACCUAGUUUUCGGGGGGGGGGAAUCCCCCCCCCGCCCCGCAGCUCUGUGCGCUACUCCAAGACCUUCUCCCUGCUUUUGCGGGAGGUGGCGGAAUUCCCCCACCUCCCGCAAAAGCCCACAGGAGCUGCGCGCAACUCCUGCGGGCUUUUCGACCAGGAGGGAGAAGGGCCAGUCAGUCCCUUGUCCCUCCUCGGGGAAAAGCCCCCAAGAGCAGCGCGCUCUUUAAAGGGCAGCGCGCUCUUCUCCCUCCUGUGGGCUUUUGCGGGAGGUGGGGAAAUUCCCCCACCUCCCGCAAAAGCACGCAGACGGGAGAAGGGAUUGACUCGGUCAGUCAGUCCCUUCUCCCUCCUUGGGGAAAAGCCCCCAAGAGCGGCACGCUCUUUAAAGGCUGUGCGGCAUCCUGCAGGCUUUUCUACGAGGUGGGGGAAUUGCCCCACCUCCUAGAAAAGCCAGCAGAAGCCGUGCAGCCCGUUUAAAGAGUGCACGGCUUCUGCGGGAGGUAGGGGAAUUCCCCCAUCUCCCGCAAAAGCCCACAGGAGGGAGAAGGGACGGACUCGGCCAGUCAGUCCCUUCUCCCUCCUUGGGGAAAAGCCCCCAAGAGUGGCAUGCUCUUUAAAGAGCGCGCAGCUCCUGCGGGCUUUUCGACCCAGCUUGUGGGGCUGGUGGUGGGAGGAAGCGCUGCUUUCCCCCACCGCCAGCCUCAAAGCCAGGUCGGGGAGCAGCGCUAAGGCAUCGCGUGCCUUCCCGCUGCCCCCCCCUAGCUUGUGGGGCUGGCAGUGGGGGGAAGCGCUGCUUUCCCCCACCGCCAGCCUCAAAGAGCAGACUCUCCUGGCUUCAGUGAAAGCAACGCGAAGCCUCCGGAGCGCAGGCUUUGGAGGCUUCGCGUUGCUAUCGCUGAAGCCAAGGAGCCUGCAUUUGCCCCAUAGGACGCACACACAUUUCCCCUUCAUUUUUGGAGGGGAAAUGUGCGUCCUAUAGGGUGAAAAAUACGGUACAUAGAUGAUCACAAAAAUUAAGGAAUGAUGCUCCAAGUAGGGGCUAGGAUUACUGGGCUUUUGGAAUAUUCCUCCAAAAGCAGUAUUAUUCAUUUGAUAGACUGAAUAUAUAUUUUAGAGAGUUUUUUGUGUGGCGGUGAAGGUCUUUUGAAUCCAUAAAAACACCGCGUGUAUCCCUAGGGAGGAAUGUCCUUGUUGUGUCAGAGACUUCAUUUGCAUCUCCCUACUUUGCCAGGUUCCGGAGAAAUGUGUUGAGGUCGCUGUCCUCAUGCAGAAGUCGGGGGUUCUGCAGAACAACUGGACGAGUCUUAGUUCAGAGGAGCUCCAACAGGGAAUUCAGCGACAGAAAGAAAGGAAUGCGGAGUCCUCUCAGUAAGUGUACCGGGGCCAUAGUAUAAAAAUAACACUUUAAUUUACUUAACUUUGCAAUGAUAUGACUUAACUAGUCAUUUUAUUUUGCAGUAAUUUAUGUAUUUAUUUAUUUAUUUAUUUAUUUAUACAUACAUACAUACAUACCCCUCACAUCUGGCUGGGUUUUCCCCAGCCGCUCUGGGCGGCUCCCAACUUUCAGCUUAAGGUGGUUCUUUUGUUUUGCUUUUGUUGUUUUACUGUGCUUGUGUAACUGCAGGAGAGCACAGAUGCCAGAGACACAGGGAGUAGCCAGCCAGCCAGCCUCUGACUCCCGGGCCCUGACUCCAGAUAGAGACUGAUUUUGUUCCUUUGAACUGCCCUUAGACCUCUGGGUAUAGUGUGGUAUAUAAAUUCAAUAAAUAAAUAAUUUCACUUUUCCGGAAUGUGUAUAAAGCUUCAUUUGCUGUUCAUUAGUCUUUGCCCCUUUUGCUUCUAAGAAAAAAACAAUCUCAUGACUGUCUUGUCUAUUCAUGAACACUUCAAUAUGUCUGUCUUUGGGUUGAUAGACAAACUGGAAAAUGUGGUGUUAAUUUUUUCUUGUAAGGCACCUUGUGGCAAGUCUUUCAUAUGCAGCGGCUGCCCCAAAGAAUUGCAUUAUUUUAGCAGGUAGCAGAAGCAGAGGAGGCACACUGCAUAUUAUUAAGGUCCUAAAUGUGAUUAAUAUAGGAAUGUUUCUUUUCAUUUUCAGAAACUAUGAAAACCUGAUUAACAAACUGUUAGAUUGUGUGGAUCAAAGAAAUCUGUAAGUAUGCGUGUUUCAUUUCCAAAACGUAAAUCGUGCUCUGGCUUUGAGAGACUUUUAGACAGGAUUGUGAGAUUAUUGUGUGCAAUUCUUUUCCCAGUCCCCAUUCUAAAUUCUGUGGCAGAUAAAACAGCUUUCUUUCAAGGUUUCUGUUCGUAUAAAAGGGAAUCAAAAGAAGAUUCAGCCCAGAUGUUUUGACACACGACAGUACCACUCCCCCACAGGUCUUACGGGAUCAGAGCUGAAAAAUGUGAUAAUUUAACUCAGGGAUGGGGAACCCGUACCCUCCCCAAACACCUACCAGCCCUAGCCAGCUUGACCAAUGGUUAGGGAUGAUGGCAUUUGUAGUCCUGCACGUGCCUAGUCACAGGUCCUCCACCCGUGCUUUAGCUAACAAUAAAUUUUGAUUGUUUCGCUCAGCAGCUGCUUCUGAGUAGAUUGCAUUUUUGUUGUAAAUCAUCUGAAGAUGGAUCACGGUACCACCUCUUGACUCUUCAUGUUUUUCUUUUUAACAAUGUCCUUAUCUUGAAGUAAAGCCUCAACUCAUUGAAAAUCCCCAUUCGUAUCUCAUCUCUCUUCUUUGGGCAUUAUAGAAGGCUGCAGAAGUGUCGACUUUCAAAUGCUGUUGACAUUCCUCAUCUUCCUUCCCCUUUGGGGAUUUAUUUUUUUAAAUUUUGGAAACUCCAUGCCUUUAAGUACAUUAUGAUUAAUCGUAUCUUACAAUCUUAUGCAGGAGUUCGGUUCCAGUGGUUCAGUGUAUAAGCAAAACCGUGUAUACUCAAACCCUUGGAAGGGAAAGCUUUUAAUGUUUAAGGGAACAUUAAAAGGGAAGCUUUUCAUGUUUAACAGAGUACUGUAUUUUAAUACUUUGUUGGAAGCCGCCCAGAGUUGCUGGAGAAACCCAGCCAGAUGGGCGGGGUAGAAAUAAUAGAUUAUUAUUAUUAUUAUUAAACCCCUGUGUGAGCAUCCUGGGGCUUCCAGAACUGGCGUGCUGGCUCCAGAAGCCCUGGGAUGCUUUUUCGAGAUCUCAUGGAAGCAUCCCAGUCCCCGUGAGAUGAGGGAGCCUUGCUUCCUGAAUAAGGCCCUCGCUUCACAACGACUCUGCAUUUAAUUUGUGGGGUUUCAAACAGCCGGCCUUCGACUGCAUGUAGUUGAAAUUGUGGAAGUUAAAUGCGUAUAAGAUGCGAUCGUUUGGAUAUUAGAAUUGCAUAUAUCUCCACUACCACACACACCACCUUAAAAUUAGAGCUGUUGUAGUCCAAAUGAGAGUUGGGCCUCUUGCGUGCAAACACUGGAGUGGAGAGGAAUUGGUUUGGCUCUAAAUUGUGCUUGAUAACUGCAUUCAUUCACUCUGUCCCAAAAGGCUAUUUGAUUCCAUUUCCUCCCUUUCCUCCUCAGCCCCUGGAAGUUUGAGCACAUUGGCGUCGGUUUUCUGUCCCUGCUUUUAAGAGACGACAGGGUGCUGCCUCCGAGAGCCAUCAAAUUCUUUGUGAAAUGUCUCAACCACGACGCCCUAGUGGUUCGCAAGGUAAGAAAAUGGGAAAUGAAUUUAAGUGGUUGGUUGCCAGUGCUGAUCCCAUUCCUCUUAACCCAAAGGUAGAGUCACAUGAUAGCUUUCGCACAUGUCAAAGUGAUAUUUGCUGCUGUUCUUGUAAAUGAGGUUAAUACGCAUUUUGCUUCCACACUACCACGUUCUGGGCAAAGGUCAGACUUUGUGGACACAUGUUGGCUUGCUGAUUUGCCCAGUGUGCAAAGGAAACCACUUUGGAUAACUAACACCACUGACAUUCCCUUUUGGACUUCCACUGCAGCCCAAAGUGAAGGGAUGAAUUAGGGCUUAGUAAAUCAUUACUAAAUCAUGGGACGUGGGUGGCACUGUGGUCUAAACCACUGAGCCUCUUGGGCUUGCCGAUCGGAAGGUCGGCAGUUCGAAUUCCCACAACGGGGUGAGCUCCCAUUGCUCGGUCCCAGUUCCUGCCAACCUAGCAGUUCGAAAGCACGCCAAAAAGUGCAAGUAGAUUAAUAGGUACCGCUCCAGUGGGAAGGUAAACGGCGUUUCCGUGCACUGCUCUGGUGUUGGUGUUCCGUUGUGCCAGAAGCGGCUUAGUCAUGCUGGCCACGUGAUCCGAAAAAACUGUCUGCGGAGCGGACAAACGCCAGCUCCCUCAGUCUGUAAAGUGAGAUGAGCGCUGCAAACCCAGAGUCGUUCGUGACGGGACUUAACUGUCAGGGCUCCCUUUACCUUUACCCUUUAAAUUGUUACAUAGGCAUCUGCCUUACACUAGGCCAGACUAAUUGUACAACUACUAGCUUUAGUUUUCUCUAACUUACAGUGGCUCUCCAGGGUCUUAAAGAGAGAUCUUUUCCAUCAUUUGUUGCUUGGUCAUUGGAUGCCAGGCAUUGAAACCGGAGCCUUCUGUUUGUGAGAUUUUGUUGUAGCUUUUUCAUAAUACAAUAAGAUCAAAGAAACUAAUCUAAAUAAAAACUAAAAACAGGGAGACAGAGAAAAGAAAGCACCAAAGGAAAACCAAAAGAUAGAAGAAAAUAAAUGAGAGAAAAAGGAAAAAUAAAAAGUACUUCCGAUUUUCUGUCUGUCAGAAAGAAAUUACUCAAAAUAUUAACUCAAGAAUGGCAUCCAACUGAUCUGCUUUCUGUGAGGCAAUAUUUUUCACAAUCUUCCAACCCAAAUGACUUGUAUUAAUUUAUUUUCCUUUUACACAAAAAGUCCAAAAGAGGUUCUCCAACCUCAAGCCUUCCCUAUGGAGGACACAUGUUCCUCCACCGAACUCUAGUCUCUUCCUCACUGAACCACAGGAAGCAUAGGGUGAACCAUUAGGAGAAAAUAAACGAGAAGAGUAGUGGGUCAAAUUUAGUGCUAUGAAGGGGGGGGGGGGAGUCCAGCUUUUAUGCUUGCUUUUUCAGUUACUCAAAGCUGCCGGGUGAACCCUAAAGUUAUUUUCCUUGGGAUGGGAUGAAAACGUGGGUGCAGAUUGUUUUGGAAGGACACCACUUCUUCCUAUGGAUCAACAGGCAGGAGUCCACUCUUUGGGUAGUUCUGUAAUAUUGGGCGUGAGAGAAAGGGAGGGCAGCUUUUUUUUUAAGAUAGCAAUGAAGCAGUUGCUUGCACUGAAUUUUUAAAACGCAUAAGCUAAACUUUUCUUUUCCUUUUUUUUUUAAAAAAGAUGGCGAUUUCUGCUGUGGCUGGCAUCCUCAAGCAGCUGAAGAGGCCUCACAAGAAGUUGUCCAUCUGCCCAUUCCAAAUCAGUAAGUGUCCUGAACAAAAACAGUCGCAAGCACCGAGUUGCUUUUCCCCCGUGAAGUUUUUAUUUAGUGUGUAUAUGUGAACUAGGUAUGUGUUAUAUAGUGGGUGUCAGAUUUCAAGUUUGCAGGAUCUAUUUUUCUUUCUACUGGAACCCAGAGAUCUAUCAUUCAGAGCAGGGAACAAAAUGGCGGCUUGAGGAUGGGUGGAGACAGUUGCAUGCUUCACUCAUUGAACCGUACCCUAGAGCAGGGAAAGCGGGGCCGUGUAAUGUAGGGCCCUCCAGAAGUUGCUGGUUAUCGAAGCUUAAAAUCUUUCCAAUAGAUCUUUGCUGCAGGGAGUUUUGUCCCCAUUAAAGUGCCAAAGAUGGAACCCUACCGCCUUCCCAAGAUGGUUAAUCUUGGUGUUCUUCAGCGACAAAGGCAAUGAUUGAGCUAAUUUUCAGUAAAGCCCAUGGUAAUACUGUACAUUUUGAUGGGCUUUUUAUACUUGUGCUUGCUUUUUGUUUUAAUUAUUUUGAAUUGACGAAGUAAAGAGAAGUUGGGUUCAUAAUGCAGCUUUAGUGGUUUUAUUGUCAUCUGAAAGCAAACUGCGUGGCUUUCCUUUACAUAGAAAAUGUAGAUCACCCAAGAAUUGUCAGAUUUCUUCUGGAAAUUCAUGUGAAAAGGGUGGGGGGAAAUGGUAUGUAUACAGAUUCUUAAAACUAACUGUCUUGGUUUUUUAAAAAAACUGAUUGUUGAUGAAGGGCGGUAUAUAAAUUUGAUAAAGAAAUAAAAUAGUUCCAAUCACAGGAACUGAAUCACAGGGUCAAUAAUAUAACAGUUGCUUUCUCUUUUUGUGUGUGUGAGCAGGUGGAGCUCCUCAGCUUCCUGAGAUCAGGGCCGGCGACAGACCUGACAACCAGUGGCUGCAUUAUGACAGUGCAAGGUUACCAAAGACUAAAGAAGCUUGGGAGGCCUGUCGUUUCGUGGAGAAAACCCACUGGGGUUACUACACCUGGCCUCGGUAAGUACGGGCUUGUCCCACCCCCUCCUCUGGUGAACCUGGAAGGGGCUAGGGCACAGAUGGGGAACCUGUAGCCCUCCAGGUGUUCCAUCAUCAUUGACCACCGGUUGUACUAGUGGAGGCUGAUCUAGGAUUUGUGGAGGGCCACAUGUUCCCCAGUGCGGGACUUAAAGCUCCCUUGUUGCCUCUGUCAACAGCCUUCUAACAGCUGUCUUGCUGGUAUAACAACAACUACUAGUAGUAGUACGUAUAUCCAGCCCAUCUGUCUGGGUUGCCCUAGCCCCUCUAGAAGGCUUCCAACAUAAUAAAAACACAGCAAAACAUCAAGCAUUAAAAACAUCCCUAUACAGUGGUACCUCAGGUUACCUAGGCUUCAGGUUACAUACGCUUCAGGUUACAGACUCCGCUAGGUAAAGGGACCCCUGACCGUUAGGUCCGGUCGUGACCGACUCUGGGGUUGCGGCACUCAUCUUGCUUUAUUGGCUGAGGGAGCCGGCAUACAGCUUCUGGGUCAUGUGGCCAGCAUGACUAAGCCGCUUCUGGCGAACCAGAGCAGCGCACGGAAACACCGUUUGCCUUCCUGCCGGAGCGGUACCUAUUUAUCUUCCUGCACUUUUGACGUGCUUUCGAACUGCUAGGUUGGCAGGAGCAGGGACCAAGCAACAGGAGCUCACCCCGUCGCGGGGAUUUGAACCACCGACCUUCUGAUCGGCAAGUCCUAGGCUCUGUGGUUUAACCCACAGCGCCACCUGCGUCCCGACUACAGACUCCGCUAACCCAGAAAUAUUACCUUGGGUUAAGAACUUUGCUUCAGGAUGAGAACAGAAAUCAUGCAGCGGCAGCGCAGCGGCAGCAGGAGGCCCCAUUAGCUAAAGUGGUGCUUCAGGUUAAGAACGGACCUCCGGAACGAAUUAAGUUCUUAACCCAAGGUACCACUGGACUGGACUGCCUUCAGAAGUCUUUUAGAAGUCAAGAUAGUUGUUUAUUUCCAUGACGUCUGAUGGGAGGGCAUCAGGCCCUCUAUCUAGUUCCCUGUAACUUUGUUUCAGGCAAUGAGGAAACUGCCAGCAGACUCUUGGAACUGGACCUCAGUGUCCGGGCUAAACAAUGCCGGCGGAGACAUUCCUUCUGGUAUACAACAGUAUACAUACUCUGCUUAUUCUUGUUUUGGGGCAGCAGCAACAUUAUUUCUCCAAUAUACCUUUUAAAUAUAUUCAGCUCUUUGGAGUUUGAUCUUACCUAUCUACCUAACACAUUUUGCUACAGUGACUUGCAGUGGGGUCUAAAUUUUGAUUUGGCCAGGCUACCUUUUAAAAAAUCACAUGUUUGAGCUCUGUAGAAGUUUGCCUCCCUUUGUCACUGCUGUACUGGAACAGUGACCCAGGAAAUGCUGUACCUACAUUUUUUUGUUCAAAAAUAUUGAAACCUAUCUUGAUUAUUUUUUUCUCUCUUCACAAUUUCUAGAAAUAUGGAGAUUUAUGCUUCUGCUGAAGAGCAACCAAAGCUUGGGAGGAGUAGAGAUGAGCUUUCAGAGGUGAAUGUGAUAUUUUAAAACUCCACUGAAAGUAUUUUCUGGGACUGAUUCAAGCUUGAGCAUAUAUAUUUAUUCCUGUUGUGAUUGUGUAUGUUUGAACAAUUCCAAAGCCCACUUGUGUAAUCUGGAUUCCACAUAGAAACCUAGGCAAAACAAGAAUGCAAUUAAUGACUUCCCUAUACACCAAAGAACUUUUUGGUAAUAAUGGCUAUUCUGAUUGUGUUUCACAUUAUUCUGCCUGCCCCCCAAAAUGGUGAUUCAGUUUAUAAAUGAUAAAUGUAAUAGCUUGAUCAUUUUCCCUAAUGGGAACAUUAGUUAAAAGCAGCUGCUACACAGGUUCUCUUGAGUGUGUCGCACACGUGUUUUUAACAAUAAUUGCAAUAUGAAGCUAUUCUUGCAUGGACCAUUAUAGAAUCUCAUUUAUGUGACCCAGUGCACAUGUAGAAGAAGUCAUAAGCAACAGCUUGCCAUGAAUUAGUGUUACUUGUUGCCCAUUUGUGCCUGCUCUUCAGUUUUCUUUCCCAAGCCGGGAGGCACUCACAGUUUGUUUCUCUCCAUAUAAGCGAUGAGCGGCUUACCAUUCAAAAAAAGUUGAUUUCUGGCCACCCAUAGAUGCUUUGGCUAUUACUUUACUUCAAAGGUAGCCAACUUGGUUCUCUCCAGAUGUUAUUGGACUGUAUUUCCCAGCAGUCGCAGCCUGGAUCACCAGUAGUCAGGGGUGAUGUAGACCCAAAAAAUUAUCUGGAGCACACCAUGUUAGCGACACCUGUUUUCAGUUCACCACACUGGUUUAUGAAGCAUGUGGGUUGUCUUGUCAACUCAAAAUGAUUGCUGAACUGAGGAUGGAAAGUUAGCAAAAGGAAAAGCAUUGCUGUAGAAAGCUACACAAGGUCUUUCAAAGCUUAAGAUUUAAGAGUAUUUUGUCCUUGCCAGGAUUCUCAAAGUCUUGCAGUUCUUCUAAUGAGACUGGAAAAAUGAGGCUGGUUCAAAGGUUGUCAAUUGAGUUGCAGCAACUGAUGUCCUGGCUCUCAUUAAUUUCACAGGAACCCAGAUUUCUAUCGGUAUUUCCACAAAAUGCAGUUGCUUUGAAAUGAGCUGCACUCGUGAAUAAUGUUUCCUUUGACCCAAAAUGCCUGUUUUUGUUAAGGUGUCACAUAUCUGAGACCAUAAACUAUGCAGACUUUUUUUCCAGGACGGCGCCUGACUGUUGUACAAACCAAACAGGGCCUUUUAGUUUCAUUGUGCUCUUGUUUCUUUCUUUUUUUACAGGAGGAGCAGGUCAUUUAUGAUCAUUUUUCUGAUCCAAAAUUUGUUGAGCAGUUAAUCAAGUUUCUUUCUUUAGAAGACAGAAAAGGAAAGGAUAAAUUUAAUCCUCGCAGAUUUUGCCUCUUCAAGGUAACCAGUUAUCUAUUUCUUUGAUUAGUUACACCUUCUAGAAAAUGAUAAAAUCCUUUGCAAAAAGCUCUAUAAUAUAUGAUCCAUGCAGUUAAACUUCUGUAUUCCGCAUAUUGAUCCAGUUUGGACAAUUGAACCAAGGUCUCCUAAACCAUGGUUUAUGAAGCUGUGAAUGAGUGCCAUGACCAAGUUGUCCUUAGCCCCUCUAUUAAAGGGAGGUGACACUGUGGUCUAAACCACUGAGCCUCUUGGGCUUGCUGAUUGGAAGGUCAGCAGUUCAAAUCCCCAUGACGGAGUGAACUCCCGUUGCUGUGUCCCAGCUCCUGCCAACCUAGCAGUUUGAAAGCACACCAGUUCAAGUAGAUAAAUAGGUACUGCUGUGGCAGGAAGGUAAACAGCAUUUCCAUGCACUCUGGUUUCCAUCACAGUGUCCCAUUGCACCAAAAGUGGUUUAGCUGUGCUGGCCACAUGACCCAGAAAGCUGUCUGUGGACAAAUGGUGGCUCCCUCAGCCUGAAAACGAGAUGAACGCCACAACCCAAUAGGCACCUUUGACUGUACUUAACCGUCCAGGGGUCUGUUGCCCCCCCUUUUUUAGCCCCCCUAUUCUUAUCUUUGAAAGGGACGCAGGUGGCGCUGUGGGUUAAACCACAGAGCCUAGGACUUGCCGAUCAGAAGGUCGGCAGUUCGAAUCCCCACGACGGGGUGAGAUCCCGAUGCUCAGUCCCUGCUCCUGCCAACCUAGCAGUUCGAAAGCACAUCAAAGUGCAAGUAGAUAAAUAGGUACCACUCCGGCGGGAAGGUAAACGGCGUUUCCGUGUGCUGCUCUGGUUCGCCAGAAGCGGCUUAGUCAUGCUGGCCACAUGACCCGGAAGCUGUACGCCGGUUCCCUCGGCCAAUAAAGCGAGAUGAGCGCCGCAACCCCAGAGUCGGCCACGACUGGACCUAAUGGUUGGGGUCCCUUUACCUUUACCUUUAUUCUUCUCUUUGCUUACCUCUUUGGAGCUGAUUUUCUGACACAGAGUUUUCAUUUGCAGACAACCCAGAAUCUGCUGUGCUUAUAUUCAUUGUAUUGCCUUUUGUAAGACUUACAUGGGGGGGGGGGGUUAGAGACUCUAUAUCCACAGCAGGUAGUCCAACUUUCCAACGGUUUGAUUUUCUUCCUGAUGGCAAAUUCUUUCUAUUGUCUCCUGUGGCAGACGGAUGGCCACUUAAAAGUGGCAAUAUAUGCUUUUGGGGAGCUUGCUUGCAAAUAUAUUUUGAGGGAAAUGUUGAAAAAUAUAAUUUCAUGCACCUAUGUAGACAUGUGCAAAUGCAGGGGGGUUCUCUCUUAUUCCUGGGGGGGGGGGGGUGGCACAGAACUGCAGCUCGUCCAACACAGGGCUCUGUUGCUUUUCUCUCAUUCAUGGCUUAUGCAUCAUUUAAAGUUAAAACCAGUACAGUGGUACCUCUGGUUACAAACUUAAUUCAUUCUGGAGGUCCGUUCUUAACCUGAAUCCAUUCUUAACCUGAGGUACCACUUUAGCUAAUGGGGCCUGCCACGCCGCCACCGUGUGAUUUCUGUUCUCAUCCUGAGGUAAAGUUCUUAACCCGAAGUACUACUUCCUGGUUAGCUGAGUCUGUAACCCGAAAUGUUUGUAACCUGAGGUGUUUGUAACCCGAGGUACCACUGUAUCCUGAUCUAUGUAUAUAGCAUGCCUUAUUUUACUUUUAAUACAACUUUGGAAAGUGUGCAUUGUAUUAAUGGAUGGGAAAGUACCCCUUUUGUUUAUAUUUUUCAUGCGUUUUCUAGAAUUAACACUUUGGCACAGUUAAGUUGUGCAAGCCCUUUUCGUAAAAGUGACGAGUUUAAAACUAAACCAUGAAUCUUGUUUUAACAGGGCUUGUUCAGAAACUUUGAUGAUGCCUUCUUGCCUGUAUUGAAACCCCACUUAGAACGUUUGGCAAUAGAUUCUCACGAAAGUCCCCAACGAUGCAUAGCUGAAAUUAUAGCUGGUGUGAUAAGAGGAUCUAAGCACUGGACAUUUGAAAAGGUAGUGUGUACUUCGCUUAAUUUUUGCAGAAACGAAACAGCUGCGCAUGCACAAGGAUUACCACUUUCUCACCCCCCUGCAUGUCCCCCCACACUGUCCGCCAAAUGUGAUCCGGAGGGUUGUGGAAACCCCCAAAACAGAUUUAGGAAAAGGGCCAUUGUGCAACCAGAGAGCCUUGUGUUGACGGAACUACUUUCUCAGUGCUUUGUUGAAUGUAUCCUAUAUUUAUUUAGGUUAUUUUUUAUACUACACUUCAUCAUAAGUGUCGCAGGGUGGUGUAGAACAAAAUAAAAUGCCAUAAUUAAAACCAGUGCACACAGAAUAUAAACCUGUGAAAUCCCAAGGUGGUUAGAAAAGCUACCUUGAAUUCCUGAGGAAGAGUAUUAUAUAAAUAAUACCAGUUUUAAACUUUCAAAUAAAUCAUUGCUUUUUUUGAAGCCUACUCCACCCCAGUCUAAAAGUUGUACAUUAAUAUUAAUUGGUUUCUGGGAGUUCCUAAACAAAUACAUGGAAUUGCUAAAGUAUAUUUACCCCUUAGUAUCAGAAUCAUGAGUAGCUGAGAUUAAGAAUGAACUACUGUUUAUUCUCUGAUCUUUCGCCAUUGGCCCAAAAUAUUAAGGAUUCCGUGUUCUUGGUUUUGGGUUCCUCCAGACCUUAGGCUGCAGAGAUUCUGACAGGAGCUCUAUUUCAGAUUUCCAUACUGGCAACGUUACCUUGCCACAUCCUUGUAAGAAAUUACAUUUUGUUGAGGGGUUUUUUUGGGUUUUUUAAUUGAGACGGCUUAAACUUAAGCAGUAUCUGAGCAGUAUGCAAGAAAACAAAACAUGAAAAUACAGCAGCAGUGCUAAGAGAGAGUCCAUGUGUCAUAUGUACAGGGGUGGCCCAAGGUGAGACCUGCUGCCACCCCCACAAUGAGAGAGCAAACUCCGUAAGAAGACUCCCCUGCUGGGCAGGGGGAAAGAGAAGGUCCUUUCUGGAUAACCCCUCCCACUCGGCAGUGAGGCUUUGCACAAGCUCCUCCCUUCAGGAGAAGCAGGUGCAAAGCCCCAUCACACCACCUCUCGUGGGGGAGGGGAGAUCUCCCCUCCCUAUCUGCCGCCAGUCCCUCUCUGCUCCUAGAGACCAGCAGCAACGCACAACAGGAUGCCACUCCUUGGAGGGUGCCACUUGCGACAGCUGCCUUGCCUAGCCUCAUGGGCGGGUCGGACGUGCCUACGUACUUCUCAUGAUUUCUUUGCCUGUUCUCCCUUUUUGUACAGGUAGAGAACCUCUGGAAAGUUCUGUGUCCGCUUCUUAGGACAGCUUUAUCCAACAUAACAGUGGAAACCUACAAUGACUGGGGUACCUGUAUAGCAACGUCAUGUGUAAGUCCUGCAUAUUUCCUUUUUAAUUUGCUGUAUCUUUAAAAAACAACAACAAACCGAUAGAAGCACUAUAGUUCUCCGCUCUUCUUAUUCCUCAGUGAGGUGGGUACCAAGCCUCUUCCUUAUGGGAGGAACUGUUCAGUUCUUAGGUGCUUCUGUCACAGCUUGCCCUUUAGCUCAGGUUGCUACAGGGUAAGGUGUCUUCUCAGUCUUCUUCAGUUUUGCUCCCCCUUCCUCCAUGCCUCUCCCCUUUGCAGUCAUUUUUAUCCAUUUUUUGCUCUCUGCAAUCCAUCUGGUGUGCACAGGGCAAGGCUUGGACUUUGUUCUUAUCUUUUCUCUUUUUUGGGGUGCUGCAAAUGUGACGUGUUAUGCAGCCCAAGAGAAAGCUGCUAUCUAAUUAUUGGGUCUCUCUGGCUCGUCCUGUGACCAUCGGGGGGAAAUAGUGCCUUCGUUAGACAGGAAAUUACAGCUGUGGCUGCUGAGUCUUAAGUUUCACAUGAACCUAGAAAUUUGGAUGAAAACGUAUUUUUGAAGACCUGUGAUUCAGCCCUCUGGCUGUUUACUCAGAAGUAAGUCUUGCUUCUGGUCUUACUCCCUAGCAAAUUAUAGCCCAGGAAUAGGGUUUUGUGCACUCUUAAACGUGGGAAUAAAUACCAUUAAACUUAGUGACACUUACUUCUGAGUAACCUGCUUAGGAUUGGCGAUAAGGCUUAGAUCAAAGCUUUAGCAUGCUCAGAGACAAAAAGGGUAUGUGCUCAGGGCAAAAAGAACAUUUUAUACAAGUUGGCAUUUUGGUGCUGCAUUUUUUUUUUAUGAUGGUUUCUGUCUGGAUUUUUAUUUCUUGCUUGCUUUUUUAAAAAAGACAAGACAAAACACGUUGUUAUGCAAUAGAACCCACUCUUUUAGCAGCACAAAUGUUUGAUAUUGAAUUGUCUUUCAAAAAGCUUUACCAAGAUUUCACUUGCCAGAAAUCAUUUUGCCCCUUUUGCCUUUUAAAAUUGUUAAUACAGGAGAGCAGGGACCCUCGAAAAUUGCACUGGUUGUUUGAAUUGUUGUUGGAGUCUCCGUUGAGCGGUGAAGGAGGAUCAUUUGUUGAUGCAUGGUAAAUAAUAAUAAUAAUAGUAGUAGUAAAAAUUAAUAAAAAUUUUGCCUAUUUGUCGUAGGCCAAAGUGUGGAAGACAGUGGGGAUCAUAUUUAUACAGAACAGAUUGUUCCCUUUCUGACGGGUUCUCACUCUUGUCAGCUGUUGCACCACAGCAUACAGUAGUAAUUGCUUCUGGAUCAAGCCCCACAUAGGGUACACUGCAGUAAUCCAAUACAGUCAUAUCUCAUAUUACGUUCUUUCAGGUUGCGUCCCGCGGCGACCCAGAAGGACCAGAAAGGGUUACUUCCGGGUUUCGCUGCUCGCACAUGCACAGAAGCGCAAAAUGACGUCAUGCGCAGAAGUGGCGAAUCGCAACCCCUGCGUGCGCAGACGCGCCGCUGCGGGUUGCGCUCUUUUCAUGUUUCGAACGGGCCUCCGGAACGGAUCCCGUUCGCAGCCAGAGGUACCACUGUAUGGAAAUAGUCAGUACAUGAACUAAGCCAUCCAAGCUUUCCUGGUCCGGGAACGGUCAUGACUUUCUUACCAGAUGCAGCCGAUAAAAGAUGCUCCUAGCCACUGAUGCUGCCUGGACUUCCAGUGACAAAGCUGCAUCCAGAAGCAGGCACAUGCACACACCAUUAAAGAGCCGCUGGAACUAUUCUUAAUAUCCGUGCAUGUUGUACUACUGCAAUUUUGGUGGUUUUCAUUUCCAGCAAAGGUGUUCCUAUGGCCAUCCCCCCCCCUUUAACUAUAUGAGGAGCUGCUAGUUCAGGCAUAGGCAAACUCUGCCCUCCAGAUGUUUUGGGACUACAACUCCCAUCAUCCCUGACCGCUGGUCCUGUUAGGAAUGAUGGGAGUUGUAGUCCCAAAACAUCUGGAGGGCCGAGUUUGCCUGUGCCUGUUGCUAGUUCCCUUGGUUUAUUGUAAGCAAAAAAUUUAGUCAUUGGCCUACCUUUUGUGAGCAAUGAAGUGUAAGAGAAUUGUUUGUGUCAUGCCUUGGGGUCUUUGGGUGGCGAUAAAGGUGUGCUUCCCUAAGUUAAUGACCUUACUGUAUGUUUUUCUGUCUUUCCCCGCUCCCCUCCCCAUUCCCCUGCCCCCUCCUAGUCGACUGUAUGUCCUGCAAGGAGGUCUUGCACAGCAAGAAUGGCGAGUACCAGAGCUGCUCCACAGAUUGCUGAAGUACCUAGAGCCGAAACUCACCCAAGUUUACAAAAAUGUCCGAGAGAGGAUAGGAAGGUUAGUGUUCUCAAGUCCGUGCAUAGUUUUUAGGCCUGCAGCCCUCAGCUGAAAGCCAGAGGAUGGAAGCUCUCGCCCUUUGGCAGAAGCCUUAAAUAUGGUAUAAUAGCAUUAGUAAUUUUACUAUUUAUAUGCCGUCCAUCUGACUGAGUUGCCCCAGCCACUCUGGGCGCCUUCCAGCAAAAUACAAAAACACAAGAAAACACCAAACAUUAAAAACUUACCUAAUCAGGGCUGCCAUCAGGUGUCUUCUAAAAGUCAGAUAGUUGUUUAUGUCCUUGACAUGUGAUGGGAGGGCAUUCCACAGGGCGGGUGCCACUACCGAGAAGGCCCUCUGCCGGAUUCCCUGUAACCUCACUUCUCACAGGGAGGGAACUGCCAGAAGGCCCUCAAAGUCAAAUAUUAAUAUGUCUUUCCUUCAGAAUGCUGGAGGUUGUAUGAUUAAAUGCCCCACCUCAACAACAACAAAACCCUCUCUGUUCAUAGAAAAUUAGCACAUCAGGCUAAGCUAGUAUUCUUCUCUCUGAGAUGCUAGUUCCUCACGAAAGGACCUUUUUUACAUGGAGCAUUCAAACGUACAACCCCCUUCUCACAUAACAAUCUGAACGCACUCAAGAAGGCUCUACCUUGUGAAUCUUGUGAAUGUAUUAUUGAGAGCCAGUGUGGUGUAGUGGUUAAGAGCGGUAGUCUCGUAAUCUGGUGAAACGGGUUCGCGUCUCUGCUCCUCCACAUGCAGCUGGUGGGUGACCUUGGGCUAGUCACAGUUCUCUGAAGUCUCUCAGCCCCACUCACCUCACAGAGUGUUUGUUGUGGGGGAGGAAGGGAAAGGAGAAUGUCAGCCACUUUGAGACUCCUGAAGGGGAGUGAAAGGCAGGAUAUCAAAUCCAAACUCUUCUUCUUAGCCGUUAGAUUUCUAAGGAAGCUGUCAGAUUCUCCCCAGGAACUAGAAUGAGUGGUAAUUUCUGCAACAAAUUUGUGAACAGGGUUUAAAGGAAAAUAUUAAACGUGUAUACUUCAUUUUGUUUCGUGUAGCGUUCUGACAUACAUCUUCAUGAUAGAUGUUUCCUUACCAAAUACCGCUCCAACAAAAUCUCCCCAUGUCCAUGAGUUCACUUCCCGAAUACUUGAAAAACUCAAACCCCUCACGGAAGUAGAUGAAGAAAUUCAGAAUCAUGUUAUGGAAGAGAAUGGAGUCGGAGAUGAAGAUGAGCGAACUCAGGGCAUUAAACUCUUGAAAACCAGUAAGUGCCUGUGCUAAACUUGCGCACACCAAAUUAAAUGCCCAGCUGUACUUAUUUGAGAGUUAUUAUUUCAAUUCGCAUUCCGCUUUUCCACACGAGUGUCACCCAAAAUAAUUCAAAUCACGACAGCAAAUGUAUAUACAGGUGCAUUAUUACAACAAGCAGCCUAAUAUUGAUUGUUUUCAUACUGUGCCUCACUCAGAGAGAUUUUUUAAAAUAUUAAGAAAUUUAUAAAUGCUUUUAGAUGAAUGAAUGCUCAUUUCAAAAUGCAUCGAGAGAAUAAAACAUGACAAUCCAAAUAAUUCCUGUUUGUAAUACUAACAUUUUAAAUUCAUUAUCAAAUGGGCAAUAUCGACCAUUGUGUCUUCUAAGGCAGCUGAUAGUUGGAAAAGAUUAGUUUGAACCAUGCCUGUGUCUUGCUGUGCUCUGUUUGACCUUGUGCCAAGCUGUUAUGUUUGCCUUUCUUCUGCCUUCGACAGUUCUGAAGUGGUUGAUGGCAACUGCGGGGAGAGCCUUUUCCACAGCUGUUGCGGAACAGCUUCAGCUCUUGCCGUUGUUUUUCAAGGUACGUGGUUUGUUAGUUCUCUUUAAGCUUCAGAGGUAAUUUCUGAACACAUUAAACCAACAAUGCUUGACAAAUAGCAGGACCCGGGUGGCGCCGUGGUCUAAACCACUUAGCCUCGUGGGCUUGCCGAUCGGAAGGUCAGCAGUUCGAAUCCACACAACGGGGUGAGCUCCCGUUGCUCUGUCCCAGCUUCUGCCAACCUAGCAGUUCAAAAGCAGUGGAAGCAGAUAAAUCUUAGGUGUUUUUUUUUUUCAAAUUUAAGGAAGUGCGUUUAUUUUUCUUCAAGCACUUCUUCCAUUUCUCAAGUAUGAAAAGUUUGUUAGAAACAACAACAUAAUACUUUAAGUAACUCUUUUUUUUCAGCUGCUCUCUGUCUAAAUACUUACACAUAGAAACUCAUGCCAUACUAACAGGUUCUGCCUAAAACAGUUCUUUUUACAUCCAGUUUAUCUAUUGAGAGAAAUUAUUUGUCUUAUUUUGGCUUUUACACCUACUCUUUGAUUGAUUGAUUGAUUGAUUGAUUGAUUGAUUGAUUCAAGGUAUUUAUGUACUGCUUUUCAGGUGGGGCUCACAAAGCAGUAUACCAAAGAUUGGCACAAAAUUGCUGUGAAAUUGAAAGACAUCUAUUUCUUUAGGAGAUUGUACAACUCUUCAAUUUUCUGCUUCCCUAAGGGCAAGAUGGGCUUGAUGAAGCACUGCGUGUGGUUUUUCAUUAUCCACUCUUGCGACUGCAAUUUGUUUAAAACUAUUUUCAAUAUUGUAUUUUUUAAAUUGCCAUAACUCACCCUUGCUGCCCAAUUGUAAAAGAUGACAAGCCUUGAGCUAGGGAAGUCUUUUCAGGUUUAAUACUGCUGAGAAUUCAAUGCACAUGUUCAUUUCUUUGUAUGCUUCAGAGAAAACCCACCAAAGGUUGCCAUUUCUGGGAGCAACCCACGAAACACUUGUCCUAUUUAAGUCCUGUUUCAGUUAAGGGGAUUAGACAGAUAAUACAGAAAUAUUUCAGGGAGGCAAUUUCCCCUCCCUUUAAAGCUUUAAAAUCUCAAUUUUAUUGUCCAAAUCCCUGUAUAUUUCUAGAUUCUCAGAGCCAAGUAUUAUUAUUCUUUAUUAAAUUUAUAUACCACCUGAAGAUCGUAGUAGCGGCAUCUACUCAGUGUCCUUGGAGUAGGCAUAUUAAUAGCGAAACAAGCAGCUCACUUCAGCUGUUGAUUGUUUUGUGAAUGUACUUCAAUACAGCAUUUAGGGGCUUUAGGCUUGAAUAUUUCAUUGAUCCCAUCUUUCUAGUUGGAGAAGCUGAAAUUGUAAUCCUGCAUUGUAUUGAUUUUACAAAAAAGAAACCUUCUUUGGCUGUCGGUCUUCAACCUGGGUCCACUCACCUUUCCUGUUCUUCCUUCCACAGAUCGCACCUGUAGAAAAUGACAACAGCUACGAUGAACUUAAGAGAGAUGCUAAGAUGUGCUUGUCGUUAAUGUCUCAGGGAUUGCUGUACCCUCAACAAGUGCCUUUGGUACUUCAGGUGCUAAAACAAGUACGUGGCGCUUUCUUAAGCUGUGUAAACAACAAAAGCAUAUUUCGUGGUGUCAGCAUUCCCUUGAGGCAACCGUUGACAGUAAAUGCCUUCUGCCUCAAUACUUUUGGGGGGUGGGUCUCCUAUAAAAUUCUGAAUUAUUUGAUGACUACCAAAAUAGCCGUCCCUAUAGCAGGUGGUAUGGGUGUGGAGGGAAGACCUGUUUAUUGCAAUAACAUCUUGGAGGUCCCGGGCCACAGGGAGGUGAGGCUGGCCUCAACCAGAGCCAGGGCUUUUUCGGCUGUGACCCUGAUCUGGUGGAACGCUCUGUCACAACGCUCUGAGACUAGGGCCCUGCGGGACUUGACAUCUUUCCGCAGGGCCUGCAAGACAGAGCUGUUCCACCAGGCCUUUGGCCAAGGCACAGCCUGACCCCCUCCUUUGGUAAUCCUCACAGAACUCUAGCCCGAUAGUUGCCAUUAAUUUGAUUUGGACUGAUUUUAUAAUGAAUUUGAUUUUAGAAUACUGUGUUACUUUUAUUGUUGUUAGCCGCUCUGAGCCUGGCUUCGGUUGGGGAGGGCUGGAUAUAAAUAAAUUAUUAUUAUUAUUAUUAUUAUUAUUAUUAUUAUUAUUAUUAUUUAUGAUUCCCUCUGGGGUGCAGUACAUCUCUGCUUCCUCUGCUCAUGGAGACCUAAUGAAUUCUACCCCACCUUUACAGGGUUCAUGCCAUUAAUGAACUAGACAAUCCAAGCGAGGGUACUAACCCAGCGGCUAACGCAGUGGUUUGACUUCACCCCUAGAGGCGUACUCCGUUGUCUCUUUAGACAGAUGGAUGCCAGCAACAAGCCCAGAAGUUAAGCUGUCAUCUGAGGAAUUAAGGAGAGGGGAUUGGGCAUGGAAAUAGGAGUGAGCGUUAGGACAAAUGAGCAUUAGAGCAAAAGACCUGUUAUGUCUACUUGUAGAUAAAUUCUGAAAUGUAGCUAUGGAGAGUUUUUGCUUUCUCUGUAUAUGGAAGGUGGUUUAAAUGCAGGCUGAUCCUUGCUUCCACUUGAAGAAUUGCCUGUUUAAUUUUUUCUAACUGCUGCUUUUUUGUUAUUUUGCAGACAGCAAAGAAUAGUUCCUGGCAUGCUAGGUACACAGUGCUAACCUACCUCCAGACCAUGGUUUUUUAUAAUCUUUUUAUCUUCCUAAACAAUGAAGAAGCGGUAAAUGACAUCAGAUGGCUGAUUAUAAGACUGCUAGAAGAUGAACAGCUUGAGGUGAACAAUAUACCUGUGCUUGCAUUUCUUGACAGCCUGUGAAAAAUCCAUGUUUGCAAAAUAAAAGUUGAGCUUCGUAGGUAACGGGGCACCAUCCUGCCCAAAGUUUAAUCACUUUUAAAAGUUCUGUUGAUCUUGGUGGAAGAAUUAGGUAAUAUGAUCCAUAUGUGAACCAAACACUGCAAAAACCAUACAUCAUCAUCAGAAAACACUUGAUAGUAGUUUAUUACGUUUCCCAUGUUCAUUUCACAUCUGUAUUAUUCUAGUUAGCUUGUCCAUUUCAGCAACACUAAAGCUUUUCCAUUAUUGUUUCUUACAUUUGCUCUGCAAAGGUCCAUUCAAUUUCCCAAUUUUAGCAACUACGCUCUUUGUUGCUACCUUCAGGCCAGCAUAUGCUUAAGUCUUCCCCUUUGAAACCAGAGGGCCUUGAAUAUGCCUCACUUUUGUCAUGCUCUUUUGUCAUGACAUUCCUCCUUUUCUCUGAUAUAGCAUUGUCUUUUACUUUGCCCAGGCACUGAAUGCAUUUUUAAUUACCGUAUUUUUUGCUCUAUAAGACGCACCAGACCACAAGACGCACCUAGUUUUUGGAGGAGGAAAACAAGAAAAAAAAUAUUCUGAAUCUCAGAAGCCAGAACAGCAAGAGGGAUCGCUGCACAGUGAAAGCAGCAAAUCCCUCUUGCUGUUCUGGCUUCUGGGAUAGCUGAGCAGCCUGCAUUCGCUCCAUAAGACACACACACAUUUCCCCUUACUUUUUAGGAGGGAAAAAGUGAGUCUUAUAGAGCAAAAAAAUACGGUAUCUACUGUAUAUUUAAGAGGUCAGCAUAAGUUUGUUUUACGAUUGCUAGUGCUCUCAUGCGAUAUUUUGAUUAUAUGAAACAGAAGCUGCAAAUACAACAUUGUUCAUGUGUGAGUGAAAUAACCAUUUAUGGAGGCAAAUGAACCGAGCGAUAGGUUACCAGGGCAACUUUACUGUUGGUUAUAAUAGUUUCUGAAACAUUUUGUUUCCCAAAAUGGUAGUUCCUGAAGCAGGUUUGCUAGUGACCUAACUGCUGCAGGCAGCAUUGUUUUGAAUUUGAAGCAGUCUUUGGUUCCUGCUUCAGUGUUACAUAGCCCUGAGUUCUGCUUGCAUCCUAUGAGUGUUACUAGCAUCCUUUUACCACUGUUAGUUGGAACAUUUAUCCUGCCGUCUAAAACAAGCAAACACCCCCCCCCCCGCUGUUUGCUGUUCCCUCUUUAGCAGCAAUGCAGACUUGCGGAACUAAUUUGUAGAGCAAAUUUGCAAAUCGCCAGAUGAAUAGUACGUUCUUGCAAAACAGCGGUACAGAUCGGCAAAGCGCCUCCUUGUGUGUAAUCUCUUGUGACCUGGUUGCCAUGGAAACCUCAAAUCUUGCGGUGGUGGUAAUCUUGCGUUUCCUUGCCCUGAGCUGGCAAGCCCUAAAAUGGUGCUCACUUGUUACUCCAGUGCUGUUUUGCACGCUCUCUCUCUCUGUGUGUUACAUAAAGACAAGAGCAGCUUCUGCCAUCAAGUAGAGGCUAGGUUGUGCCUGGCAUGGUUGUUUAGGGUGAAGGAAAUAGUGGAUCCCCCAUAUCUCCUUCCUCCUUCCCAGCAUUUUGGUUCUCAGCUUUGAUUUAAAUAAAAGGUAUCAGAAAGAAAAGCUGUUCUCCCCUUUGAAUGUCCCUCAUAUCCCAUUCUCCUCACCCUGGCAGCUGGGUUCUUGCGGUGGGCCUUAUUAUUUCCAAAUCCUGCCCGUUCCAGGCCCUGCCCCUCCCACAUCCCAUUGCUUUCUUACCUUUUCAAAUUCAUUCUGUGAGGCUUUUAUUCUUUGGAUCAAGUCCCUUUUUCCUACUUCCAUGGGCACUGUCUUGAGCUUGUCAAGACAAUAACUAAUGGUGUGUCUUUCUCCUGUGAAAUUCCCUCUUUCUCUUUCUUCUGGCUCCCUUCUAACUACAGUCGUACCUUGGAAGUCGAACGGAAUCCGUUCCGGAAGUCUGUUCGACUUCCAAAACGUUUAGAAACCAAAGCGUGGCUUCUGAUUGGCUGCAGGAAGCUCCUGCAGCCAAUCAGAAGCCCUGUGGGACGUUUGGCUUCCAAAUAACAUUCGCAAACUGGAACACUCACUUCUGGGUUUGCGGCAUUUGGAACCCAAAACGUCCCAAGUACCAAGAUGUUCAAGGUACGACUGUACUUUCAAAUAUGCUACUGUUUCCCCCAGUUCUCAAACCACCCACCUUCCCUAUCCAACUAUCGGUCUGACCCCUUUCUAUGCUUCACUUCCAAAUCCCCGGCGCCCCUUCUUACUCCCACUCCUUGACUUUUCCUCUAGCUCUGCUCAUGCCUUCCUUCAAUCUGGUCCCUGCCCCCCGUUCCGAAACUGCUCUCUCAAAGAUCACUGGCAUGAUCUGGACCUCUGUUGCCUAAACUACUGUAGUUUCCUCCUCUCUGGACUCCUGUUGGAUUUCCAAUUGCUCUGAUCAUGUCGUGUGCCACUCCUUAAAUCCCCAUAUAAGUGAUAAAAGGUAAAGAAUCUAAAACACAUAGUUAACACUAUUCAGAAGUUGAUAUCCGCUGGCACAUUUGCGACUGGCUCUCCAGAGUACAAGCACCUGCCAACACUCUGCAUCCAAACCAGCACAUUAAAUUAUACCCUUGAACAUAAUAUUCUAAAGUUUUACAAAGCUAAAAGUCAGCCUGCAGACCCCUUAAUAAAUGAGCAAAGGAAGUUAACAGGCACUUGAGAUCAACUUCCUCUCAUUUUUAUACUAUGCGGGUGGCGCUGUGGUCUAAACCACUGAGCCUUGGGCUUGCCGAUCAGAAGGUCGGAGGUUCGAAUCCCCGCGACGGGGUGUUUUCCCCUUGCUCGGUCCCAGCUCCUGCCAACCUAGCAGUUUGAAAGCACGUCAAAGUGCAAGUAGAUAAAUAGGUACCACUCUGGCAGGAAGGUAAAUGGCGUUUCCGUGUGCUGCUCUGGUUUCACCAGAAGCGGCUUAGUCAUGUUGGCCACAUGACCCGGAAAAACUGUCUGCGGACAAACGUUGGCUCCCUCGGCCAGUAAAGCGAGAUGAGCACUGCAACCCCAGAGUCUUUUGCAACUGACGUAACUGUCAGGAGUCCUUUACCUUUACCCUUUUACCUUACUCAAAUUUGUGUUAAGCAAUGAACGUAUAGAGCCCAUUCUUAAACACACUCUGCUGAGCUGAAAGGUGAAGUGCUAAUAGACCCCAGGGUCAGAAGACUUGGUCGCGGAGUGAGCAAACUUGUCACCAAACCGCUUUCAUUGACAUCCCGUCGCAUACAUUAAAAUUUGCAUUUGCAGCUGAAUUCAAUGCGGGAACUCCUACAGAAAGGAAUACCAAGCAAGCCAAUCACUGAAAUCAUGAAUUACUAUGGGGUCGUUUGAAAAAGAUACCGCAGUGGGGCAAAUGCCGACUUGUCAACCAGACUUGUUCACUGGAGUAACUGGUUUCCUCGUCCGUCCCUAGGUGAGAGAGAUGGCGGCCACCACAUUGAGCGGCUUGCUCCAGUGCCACUUCCUGGUGAUUGAUGACCCCCUGCAGACUCACUUUGAGCAGCUCUGUAAGAGGAGGCUCCCGAAGAAGAGGAAAAGAGACCUCAGCACCGUGGUGGAUACCAUUCCUCCUGCAGGUAAAGCCAUACAUGAUGGCUUCUUAAGAGGGUAUUUGUCUGAGCUUUGGUGUCCUCACAUGCCUGAGACUAGUUCACCACCGCUGGAAAUGGUUUCAGUCCAAAGCAGUGGAAAAGGUGCUUCAUUGGAAGCUGUCGGUCUGCUGGUUCAGGAAACAGGAAGGCAACACAGGCGCAGUGACUAGGGACGGGAGAACCAAACCAGAGUAAACUCAGAUUCACAACUGAGGAUACUUUGCCAAGGGGAGCAGGAAGUAGGAGGAGGAAGCUAGAAGUUUUAGGAGGUGCAAAGCCCAGGGGCUUGUGAGCACACAGGUGGGCUUUGCGGCAGCUUAUGCUUAUUUGCUUGCAAGCUACUCUAUUGUACUGCAGUGCAGUGAGGCAUGUUAAUUGGGAGCAGCAUGCUACUUAGGUCUUUGUUUUUUGCCUGCUGUUUCUUCUUUCCAUCUGCCACCAAACUUGGAAGCGCAGGAGCUGUUGGGAAAGGACUGAAAAGUCUCAUGCAGCUCAGAUCUCCCUUUUCCCUUUCUGCUUUGACUUGUGGAGAGUUAGAAGGGAUACUGUACUACUCCAAGGAGCCCCAAACCCUCCUUUCCAUCAAAGAAAAGAAAGGGAGAUUUGAAAUGGCCUCGGGCCAGUAUACCUGAAGGAGCAUCUCCACCCCCAUUGUUCUGCCUGGACACUGAGGUCCAGCGCCGAGGGCCUUCUGGCGGUUCCCUCAUUGCAAGAAGCAAAGCUACAGGGAACCAGGCAGAGGGCCUUCUCGGUAGUGGCGCCCACCUGUGGAACGCCCUCCCAUCAGGUGUCAAAGAGAGAAACAACUACCUGACAUUUAGAAGACAUCUGAAGGCAGCCCUGUUCAGGGAAGUUUUUAAUGUGUGACAUUUUAAUGUAUUUUUAAUCUUUGUUGGAAGCCGCCCAGAGUGGCUGGGGAAACCCAGCCAGAUGGGCGGGGUACAAAUAAUAAAUUAUUAUUAUUAUUAUUACUUUUGAGGUCAGCUGGGGAGGCCUUGUAAAGUUUACUCCAGCCACCUGAAACAUUGUGAGUAAGGUAUCAGCUAUCACCCAUUGUAUAGUAGACCCAUUUUAUAGGAAAUCUUUAGAAAGAAAGGGCCCUUUCCCCCGCCCCCAACACACACAUACAAACACAAUGUUUUGUUUCUUGUACAUAGAAAGCAUCAAUGACUUUCUCUGUUGCAGAUUUGGUGAAGCGCCAUGCUGGUGUGCUGGGACUUAGCGCGUGCAUUUUAUCCAGUCCUUACGACGUUCCCACCUGGAUGCCUCAGCUUUUAAUGGACCUUAGUGCACAUCUGAAUGAUCCUCAGCCUAUUGAGGUAAGGUCCCUCUUACCGCAUCCCCUGGCAGCAAGGCUUUCUCACCUGAAACGGUUCUUAACCUGAAGCACCACUUUAGCUAAUGGGGCCUCCCGCUGCUGCCACGCCACCGGAGCACAAUUUCUAUUCUCAUCCUGAAGCAAAGUUCUUAACCCGAGGUACUAUUUCUGGGUUAGCGGAGUCUGUAACCUGAAGCGUAUGUAACCUGAAGCGUAUGUAACCCGAGGUACCACUGUACUAAUUCAUAGCUGAGUCCUUAAAGAAAACUGAGAAUAAGUUGGCUUAUCAUGGAUUUUUUUUUUAAAAAAAUUGCCUCUGCCAACGCAGGAUAGUUGUUUUAAAUACGCUGUUUAGAUCCAUUUCUCUGCUUCUCGCCACACAGAUGACAGUGAAAAAAACUUUGUCCAAUUUCCGGAGGACCCACCAUGAUAACUGGCAAGAGCACAAGCAGCAGUUCACUGAUGACCAGCUUCUCGUCCUUACUGACCUCUUGGUUUCGCCGUGCUAUUAUGCAUAAUGAGGUGAGAUUUCAUUGUGUGAUCGUGGGCCAAUAAUAGCUUCUUGAAAGCUUUUCUGGAUAAUCCAACCGGGCACCGUGCAAACCCAGCUCUAAACUGGCAAGAGAUGUGAUUUUAGACACGAUGAAAUUAGAUAGAUAACAGGGCUGUGGCAUAAAAACCAAGGCAUCUUUAAUGUAUUUACAGCUCCAUUAUCAUUAAAUUAAAUUUGCUUCCCAGCUCAGCUAAAGCCUAGCAAGGGGGUAUUUUCAUGCUUGCUUUGCAAGUUGGAACAUGGGUAGGGAAUAUUUGUUUGGCCUGGUGGGUCAUAUGAUUAUCUGAUCCCCGCCUCCAUGGAGCAACCCACCUGUCAAAUCACCUGACACUGUGAUGGGCAGUGAGUUCAACACUGCUUUGCAAUCAAGUUCCCCUUGCCAUGCAGCUGAUUUAGCCAGACCUGUGCCUGCCCCCCACACCUGAUGUCAUGUAGGAUGUUAGUUGUGGCAAAUGUGGGUGUGAUUGCGGGGGGAGGGGGGCGGGGAUAGGGCCUUGCAAGCCAAAUUGGGACCUGUGUCACCCCUGCAUUUGACUAACACUGACCAGCACCUCUGGCAGAGCUGGGUGGAGGUUGCAAUUGAAAGCAGCCUGGGGGUGAUGAGCAGCAGCAGUGGGGUUUGAUUAAAGGCAUGCUUCACAUUAACAAGACAUUCCAGGUAUAGGACAGCCCCGAUCCUCCUAAAGAGGGAAGCUGCCAUUCAUAUCCACUGACUGUGAAGGCUGGAGAGUGCUGGGGAAAUGGACUGCCCCUUUUCCCCAUGCUCCUGGCGGGUGGAGAAUCCCUGCUUCCAUCACAGUCUCCCUCCGCUAGAGCAGCUUUUUGCAAGGGGUAUAGCUGGCUUCGUCUUUCCGUCCUUGGCAGUUGCGGAGAGGAGAACAGGGAGGAGUGAUUAUAUAUAUUCUAAAUGCAAGCUUUAGCGCAGGUGCACACAUUCUUUUUCUUGCAAAACAUGACCCGAGCUCUCCUUUCUUGUUUCCUUCCGUCUUGCAGGUUCCCGGGAAAAGGAGGGCCCACUGCCAUUUCCGCAAAAAUAAAGGAAACUCAAAACUAAUUUAUUGUGUAUAGAACCCUUUUGGAUAUGGUAACUCUGAGGCUUAGCGCUGGAAUCCUUUAAGGAAGUACAUACCUUAAGUCUCUGUGGGAAGGACUCUUGAGGAUUUCUGCUGCACUGGGGAGAGGGGACUGCCGCAGCGUGGCAAGUCUUUGUGUCUGAAGGGAGCAAUCAUGAUUUAUUUCCACACUUUCAUGUAAAUUCCUUGCAUUAACCUGAAGCCCUUUAAAAAGAAAUCUUAUUCUGUGCAGGUGGCUAAUGCUGCAACUUCACAUUACAUACAUGGACUUUCGAACCUAAUUAUCUGCAAUUUUGGGUGCUCAAACUCUCCAUCUGAUCUGCCUGCAAGAGUGUGCAUCUGUGAACUGCUGACCACUCGCUUGUAAGCGUAGGCCAAAAAUGUCCCCCAUAACAUUGUUCUGUCUCUUUCCAGCUCCCAUGCAAUACCAGGCUAUGCAGAACUUUGAGCUGGUUUUCUUUUGAAGUCUUACCUUCUGAGCAAAUAUUUCCCCCUCUAUUGCUGUCCACAUCAGAGCAAGAGAGUUGUCCUUUCUGUUGACAGGUUUUUAAGUAAGAUUCUCCAGCCAGGUACUGAACCUUAACUUUUGCCUGCCUUCGUAAGCGGCAGUCUUGUUGUUUUUGUCCUCAGUUCAGUAGAGCCCACAGACAAGAGUGUCUCUCAGCUGUUGGUUUUAUUUCAGAGAACAAAAGAGUAUGUACAUAUGUUAAUAAUGAGUGGCUAAAGACUUUUUAAAUAUUCCCUGUUUGCUAGUCACACAUCUUUCCAUUUGCCUCACCACAUCUUGGAACAAGUAUGUAACUUGCAUUUAAAAAACCCCCAGAAGUACUGUAUCUCCCUCCGCCUGCCCGCCCAUCCCAAAUUUCUUUUCUUUCUGCAACUCUGGUGGCUAUUGGCUGGCUGUUUCACAACAUGUUCAAUAUGUGUUACAUAGAUGUAAAGGACUGUAUAAAUUGUAGAGGCACUGCACUGGCAAAGCACUGUACAGUUUGCAAAAAUUUUACAUAAUUCAUUUGUGAGAAUUAACUUUUAAACAAUCGCACUUUUAGGUGUUGAUAAUAGUGCUUUCAGCUUUUUGUAUCUGAUUCGAUGCCAAUUUCUUCUGGUUUUUAAUAUUACCCCCUCCCUCUAAUGAGGUGACUUUAGUUUUGGGCUUGAUUUUUCAUUUAACUUUUUAGUGAAUCUGUUGGUUUUUACUACGUAAUCUCUGCCACUCUGCCCCUACCCGCUCCCUCACUUUGGGAAUGCAAGCAAGUGACAUACUCUGGUGUGUGGUAAAUUAUAGAGUACAAGAAUGCCUCCCGUGUUGGGGGGGGGGGAAUCAUAUGAGAAUUGUGUGUAUUUUCAUCUUCUGCACAUCCUGUACUUUUUCCUUUGUAAAAACAGGAAUACAUAUUUUUUUCUCUUCAAUCCUCUGCCUGCUGGGAAACAACACCAUGUUUUUAAAGCACAACAGUGUAACCAGUACAGUAUCUCCUGAGAACUGAUACACAGAAAUAACUAAUGUAUAGCAUAGUGCCAAAAUGCCGCCUUCUCCUUUCAGUUGUGUACUUAGUUUAAAGCUGAAUAAAUGAAUUGUUUGUAAGAUCUGUG
Messenger RNA from Podarcis lilfordi (Lilford's wall lizard), 86711 nucleotides. The record is from the annotation of a GenBank genome assembly. NCBI's taxonomy places the organism in Eukaryota, Metazoa, Chordata, Lepidosauria, Squamata, Lacertidae.